Molecule: messenger RNA, 53212 nt
Organism: Podarcis lilfordi (Lilford's wall lizard)
Lineage: Eukaryota; Metazoa; Chordata; Lepidosauria; Squamata; Lacertidae
Source: the annotation of a GenBank genome assembly
CCGGAAGUGAGGAAGCGGCGGCGGCAGCAGUAAUAGCAACAAGCAGCUGCCUACGGCCGCCGCCGCCGCCGCCUCUGUGAGGGUUUCUCUCUCUCGCUUGCUCUCUCCCCCCACCCCCGUUUCCCUCCCCCCUCUUUUUCUUCCCUGUGUACGGGAGCCGAGAGGGGCCCCGCGCCCGUGCGCGAAGGUGGGCCGACCGGGCUCCUCGCUUUCGCUUCCCAACCUGAGGGGUGGCCGAGGAGGCUUGUGACGGGAGGAGAGAGAGAGGGGGAAAUGCGGCUCCGCCGCCAGCAGCUCUGCCCGGACGCGACGCUUCCGCCACAGCCCCCUCCUCCGCCGUCUCCUCCUCCUCCUCCCUCCUCGCCCUCUUCCCCUCACGCCAUCGUCAGCGGGGGCCACGGACUAGCGGAGCCCCCUCUUCCAGUCCCGUCAGUAUGAGGCCGGCCGAGACCCCCCGCCAGCGCCGAACUCCGGUAAAAGGAUCCAGGGGGGUGAUGAUUCAGUCUGGGUCGGUUAUGGGGCAGCCCUUCUCUCUCCUCUCCGUGGGCGGGGGCUGCAUUGGCACUCGGGUAACACACUUCACACACUUAGCGCGCUCGCUCUCUCACAUACACACAAUAUGCACACACGCACUUCUCACGGGAGGCUCCUCUUACUUCCUCCCCAUGAAAUUGUUACUUAUGAUUCUGCCCCCCACCCACCCAAAAAAAGAGAGGUUGGUGCCCAAGAGAGGUGGGUGGGUGGGGGGAGCCCUCUUCUAAGCAGGGCCUCUCGCCUUGCCAACCCCAGGGGCAGCCUGGGAUGUUUCUGCACCUUUUCCGGAUACUUUUUUUUGGGGGGGGGGGGAAUCCCAGAUGCCUUUGCAUAUUUAUACACUUUUCUUUUAUCGUAUGCUUUCUGGUAAACACACACACAUAUAUAUCAAAGCUUCCUUCUGAUGCAGUGCUGUCAUUUUUUGUCUAAUUCAAACCUCUUUGGAAUGUGAUUCGUUGGACAAGGGCUUUCUCUACUUGCUACUCUAUGAGUCUUCCUCUCAAUUUCUGCCUCUGUUUAUCUCUCUUUCUCUCACCCUCCACCAACCUUCUUCCUGUGGUGUUUUGCUCUCCUCUUCAUGUUUGUUCAGAAACUAAAUAUCAGCAGGACUUACUCCCCCUGUAAGAUUGCAGCCUUAGAGGCAGGGUCAAGAUGUCAUUGUAGGUGUUUCGUGGCCGACUUCCGCAGGGUUUUAAUUAUAGGACAGUCCUAAUCAUUCUGUUGGAGAAGAGUAGUUGUGAAAAAUACCCGGUGAUCUUGUGACACCUUAAAGGCUAACAAAUGUGCCUUAGCAUAAUCUUUUGUGGUCUGAGAACAUGUGUCAGAAAAAUCUAGACCCCAGGUCCUGCAAGAGUCUCAUUGGUUAAGGAGUUGAGGCCUACAGAUCUCACAGAUGACUCCCCCCAAAAUCCACACUUUGGCAAUGCCUUUAUUGGGACCAACCAUAAUGUUACAAAAGUGUGACAAGUUUUUGAGUUCUCCGGAGCUUGUCAUCAGGCAGGAUGUUCUGUAGAACUCAAAAACGUGUCAUGCUUCUGUGAAAUUUUGGUUCGUCUCAAAAAAGGUACUGCCCAAAUGUGGAUUUUGAAGGGUUUUUUUAUAUUAUUUGAAGGCAUAUGCUACAGUAUAUUUGUCAAUCAUGAAGGUGCUUUAGGAUUAUUUGUUCUUUUAUAUCUUGCCACUCUCCAUUCUUGGUACAAUAUUGGCAGGUAUUCUUGGAUUUACCAAGGUAUUUUGCUGUGAAUUUUUACUCGCACUUUAUUUCAAAUCCUGACUUGUUAUAAAUUAAAAUUCACAUUGGUCUCUGGUGUUAAUUUUUCGCAUUUGUUUCUUUUGAGGUCCAGCCUUCACUUGACCACCCUGUAUUUCAGAUGGACAUGUUUAACUAGUCACUGUGUUUUGACUAUUGUGUUUAUAAAAGGGAAGUCCCUUAGAAUAUUGCCUGAUACAGUUUUCUUAUCAUAAUUUGAGCACAUGCAUUAGUCAUGCUGGCCACAUGACCCGGAAGCUGUACGCCGGCUCCCUCGGCCAAUAAAGCGAGAUGAGCGGCGCAACCCCAGGGUCAGGCACGACUGGACCUAAUGGUCAGGGGUCCCUUUACCUUUAUCCAUUUUUUGAAGGAAGCUCACCUUGAAAACGUGUGCAGGCAAAGAAGACUUUUCCCCCCAUUUGAGGCCUUGGAGAAAUCUCCAGUCCCAAAGUACAGUACUAAACACAUCAGCCUAGUUUAUUCUUCCAUAAAGUACUAUUGAUGUUCUUCUCAAUGAGAUGGUAGAUACACUGAUGCUCUGGAUGGAUCUCUCUCUCUCUCUCUCUCUCCCUCUCUUCCACCCUCUCUCCCGCUUUCCCCUCCAGUGUGGUAUUGACAUUUUUCUGGUAAGUAAGUGGUUAGUUGAACAGGUCUUCUUUUGAACAUGUAGGGGGAAAACUGAAAGACCAGUUCCUCACCCAUUCCUGCCUUCUGUGUGUGUACUAGUAAUUUUACAGUUAGCCAGCUGACAAUCUGUAUAUGUUUUAGUUUCAGGGCCCAGUUGUUUAAAGUACUUAAAUAAAAAAUUGGCUGCGGUAGUUCAGCUCAUAAUUCUUUGUUGUGCAUAUCUCAGGAAUAUGGGUUUUCUGUACAAUGUUCUGAUGGCCUCUAUUGGUUAGAAUCUAAUUUAGAAUAUAUGACUUGUAAUUUAGUAAACAAAACCCAUGCUUUGUUUACACAUGCUAUACAAAUGUCUUGAGGUUUUUCCCCUCGGUAACUAAAAUUAAAUCAAUUAAAAUAUUUGAUUAGAAAUAAUAUAUUUCCCUUAUUCUGUCCUUGUUUGCAUGCAGUGCUUAACCAUAGUGUAUGAACACUUGGCUCUUCCCUUUCUGCUGACUGUCCCCAUGUAAGGGAUGAAACAAGCCUCAUUCUGGCUUGUCAUAAUGGGCAAAGCUGGCAUUUCUACCUUUGUGUUUGUUUGGAGAGAAAUAGCCAUGAGUACUCAUUUGCACAAGCAAACCCUGCUCAAGACAAGCUUGACUCUUUCUUAUUUCUCUCCCUUUGCACAACAAAGACAGGAGUAGGGAAGCAAAAGCACUCAUACAUGUUAACCUAUAGUUUAUUUGUAUUUGAAGUUGUGGUUUCACAGUGUUUACAAAUCUGGGAAUUAUUUACAUUUUAUGGAAAGUUUUGAAGACUUAAACAGAUGGUGUAAUACUAUUAGCAUGCUUAAAGAAUGGUACAUUAUAUCUGUUUCUUGAGGGACAGUCAACAAAAAAAUGUUAAUGGCAACUUUUGAACUUCCUAAAUUGUUGUAAUAAUUUAGUUACUAUAAAACUGUUUUUAUAAUAAAUUCCCCAACCCCCAUAGAUACCUCUCCACCUUACUGGCAUUCCUUGCCUUUUCUCAUUAUCGUUCUUUUAAAAAUGCUUGAAUUUUUACAGCAGUCUUUUACUCUAGCAAACAUUUUAAGCAGUGAUCAGGAGACCUUCUCUGACAUUAGGCCUGCGUUGAGUUCUGUAGCUCAUGCAUUUAAGAAUAAAUAAGAGACUGAGAACAACAUUUGAAAUAGCCUUUUAUUUUGGAGGACUGUUGACUAAAUCCGUCAGAAUUAAAAUGAUGCAUAAAAUAGUUAAGAUGAAUGCUUGACUUUAAAUCAGUUUGGUUCCAGUGAUUUCAACAGAAUUCAGCAUGAGGCUGAAACUGCAGCUUUCUAUCUGUAAAACUGGUGCACCUUCACUCCCCUACCACUGUGGUGCUACUAAUGAAAGUGGGAUAUUACAGUGCUCCAAGUAAAUACAAUAAUUUUGAAGAUAAUUUGAUCCCAGAAUAAUACAGGAAUACAAAACUGACCUGCUUUUUAAAAAAUGUGUAUCUUCUAGUUAUAUUAAAAUUCAGCUCUAGCUGGUACAAAAAUGAAGGGUGAUAUCUAACUAAGCUUUUCUUAGAGUACACCUAUUGAAAUUGGUAUAAGUCUAUUGAAAUUGGUAGUCUAGUGAAUUCAGUGAGCACAAUUUGAGUAUGACUAACACCAGAUAUCAACCAAACAAUUUUAGUUCAUUUUGCACUAUUAAAGAGACUUGGUUUGUAUGUGAGAGAUGCUGUAUGUCAGGAAUCCCAAACUUCAUUUGCAGAGUCUAUGUUUAACAGUACAAAAUUGUACAGUGCUCAGAUACACAGUACUCACACAAUACAUGGAUUGCAUUUUGUUAAAAAUAUUUUCAGACCCUUUUCCUUUUUCAUUGCUUUGAAGUGGACUGCUGUGUUUGCUAUGUAACUCCUUGAGAGUGGAGUGGGUAGGGCUGGCCCAAGACAUUUUGGCACCUGAGGCAAACCACACAAUAGUAACCUCCUCCCCACCAGGGAAGAAGUGGUGAAUGAAGAUCUACAUCAUGAGCAGGGGGUGGGGUGGGGAUAAAGAUCUAUAUUGGGAUCUGCUGCCCCUAUGGGUCCUGCUGUCAGAGGCAGUUGCCCACCUUGCCUCAUGGAUGGGCCAGCUUUGACUGUGGGUAUGGAUUUGGAAUGUAUUUAACCAGACAUUGGGAUAUGCAGACAUUAUGUUACUGAGUAGUUCGAAGUAGUCUAAUGUCAGUUUUAGCAAUUAUCUUUAAGCACCCCCAGUCCUAAAUGUAUUUUUCAGGAAACCAGUUACAUUGUUCAGCUGGAACUUCAGCGCAGUUUGUUUGGAGCUUGAAACAUUAUUAUUUAUUAAAUUUAUAUCUUGCCCUUCCUGUAGUGGAAUCCAGCCCAAAGGAAAAUGUGUGGCUCAAAUUAAUCUGUUUUGACCUUCCUCUCCUACACGGGAAAUGAAUUCCUAUUGCUAUUGGCUGCUUACACCGCUGUAGUCAUGCUGUAGUAAAUGAAUCACUCUUGUUUACUACAAAUUAUAUGUCUCCACCUUUCUGGCAUGGAGGCCUGGAUCUCUCAGUGGAUUAUUCUAAUAAAUGCUUUUUAUAUCCACUAAGUAUUUCAGAUUGCAUUGCAUUGCUUUGUACUCUCAACAUAAAGGGAGUUUGUGUCAUUUUGGAAAUAAAAUUCUCCCUCCAAAAUUGGUAUGUAAGUAUGUAAAUACUUAGUGCAUCUGCAUCUGGCUUUAUGUUUGUGAAGGGAUUGCCAAUUGCCACCUCCUAAUGUAGAUUGCUUAACAGGUUUCCUUUAUUAACAAUGUUAACCUUGAAGAUGGUUUGGAAGCUGCAACUGACAUAGAAAGCCACUACCUGUGUGUUGUCAGGGACAAUGUCAGAGAGAUAUGCCAAGCCGAAUUCAAGGGGUUGGUACUAAUAUAUAAAGCCCUAAACAGCUCAAGCUCUAAGUAUAUAAAGGGUCAGUGCCUCCCAGUACCAGCCAACCAGAGUUUAAGAUUUGAAGUGGGGAGAGGCUUUGGUACUAGUGCUGUUGAUGUGUUCUUGGGGCAACCACAUGAAGCAGUGCAUUCUCAGUGAUGGUACCCUGCUUAUGGAAAUUUGUCCAUUUAGAAAUCAGGUUGGUACCUACACUAGUUUUGUUUAGGUAUCAGGUAAAAACUUGUUUAUUCCUACAGGUCUCCAGCCUUAUGAUUGAAGACACUUGAAGUUAACACACAAAAACCCUGAGUAAAGUAUUAAUCUAGGGAUGCGGGUGGCGCUGUGGGUAAAAGCCUCAGCGCCUAGGGCUUGCCGAUCGAAAGGUCAGCGGUUCGGAUCCCCGCGGCGGGGUGCGCUCCCGUUGCUCGGUCCCAGCGCCUGCCAACCUAGCAGUUCGAAAGCACCCCCGGGUGCAAGUAGAUAAAUAGGGACCGCUUACUAGCGGGAAGGUAAACGGCGUUUCCGUGUGCUGCGCUGGCUCGCCAGAUGCAGCUUGUCACGCCGGCCACGUGACCCGGAAGUGUCUCCGGACAGCGCUGGCCCCCGGCCUCUUGAGUGAGAUGGGCGCACAACCCUAGAGUCUGUCAAGACUGGCCCGUACGGGCAGGGGUACCUUUACCUUUUUAAAGUAUUAAUCUAUAAGCGAAAUGGAUGUUACCAGCAUCACCUGCCUAAAUUGCUGUGUUAUACCUGUUGCAAUAUAUUCAUUGUGUAUUUGUAGUUUUAAAUGUAAUUUUUAAGACAUUUUGUUAGCAUGGUUUUAUUAGAAAUGUUAGCCACUCUGGGAACUUUCAGAAGGAAGAACGGCAUAUAAGAAAACAACAACAACAAUAAUAAAUAUGAAUGUCUUCAUUUAAUAAGACAUAGCAGCUUAGAGAUAAAUUUACAGGACUAAAAUAAAACCCAAAAUUUGGUCAAAAAGGCAUAGACGUGUAUUUCUCUAAAAUUUUAGACUAAAACCGUUUACAGCUCAUAUAUUUAUUGAAAGGUUUUUGCUAUCCAGUCAUACCUUGGUUCUCAAACAGAAUCCGUUCUGGAAAUCUGUUUGACUUCCGAAAACAUUCGAAAACCAAGGUGCAGCUUCCGAUUGGCUGCAGGAGCUUCCUGCACUCAAUUGUAAGCUGCGUUGGAGGUUCAGCUUCCAAAAAACAUUUGCAAACAGGAACACUCACUUCCAGGUUUGUGGCAUUUGGGAGCCAAAAUGUUCAAGUCAUAAGGCGUUUGAGAACCAAGGUACAACUGUAUACCGCGAAACCUGGAAAGAUCGAGCAUAGCAGGCGUCAUUUGAAGGGAAUUUAUUACAUGAAGGGUGGGGACUGGAUCUGGCCAGCGGGCUUGAUCCUUAUCUAUCUUAUCCCCCAAAUUUGACAGAUAGACAAGGCCAUCCACCUGUCAGUCACCUGAUGUGCCAAUGGAAUUGGGUGACAGUGCUUUGAAGUCCCAAAAAUCAGCUGAUGGUUUGGAAUUCAAAGCAAGGUGCAAAGAAAGCUCAUCAAAGGAGAGACCUGCUGCUGAUAAAAACUGAGCUCCCUUGAAGAAUUCAAAGAAAGGUUUCUCUUGUCCUCAGACUAAGUGGUGGUUCUCAUGCUUGAUCUGUCUGAAUUACCCGUAUUUUUCGCUCUAUAACACGCACCCGACCAUAACACGCACGUAGUUUUAGAGGAGGAAAAUCCGUAGGCAUGCCACCUGUAGGCAUUUCCUCCAUAACAUGCACAGACAUUUCCCCUUACUUUCUAGGAGGAAAAAAGUGAGUGUUGUGGUGCAAAAAAUACGGUAAUUCUGUACUCAGGAUUACUUUUUGGUAAACUUCAAGCGUCUUCAGUCAUAUAAUUUUGGGAAGUGCACCUGUAUAUGCUGCACACACAGGUUUGUCCUAUUCAUACUUGACAUAAUCUAAAAGUUAUAAGAAGGAAGAUAAUUAAGUGAAUUAGCUGCUACUAUGAAAAUAAAACUUGAUUUGCUUCUCCGUCUCAUGGAGUUGGUAUAAGGGUCAGAUGACAGAAACCCAUAUAAGCUGCCUUCAGUGUCUGGGAGAUACACACACACACACACACACACACACACACAUAUAUAACCUAUCUCACCUGAGAAUGAUAUACAAAAUCCAGUUUAAAAAAAUCUUGUCUAAUUUGGUAGCUUGGUACUCUUAUCUGCUCAGUUGCUUUGGCACUGUAGCAUUUCUCUUUGUUCUGAACACAAACCGAACUGUGGUUUGACUGCCUUGAAGAAACACUCAGGACAAUGUAUUCUGCACACAGCUGUUUGUUGUACACUCAUUAAAGAGAGGAGUAGGCAUUGUAUUGUAACCCUCCACUCUUUGUAGGAGGUCUCCAGGGCAGCAUUUCUGUGAAAGAGGUAGACAUUUAGAAGUGCAGUAAUCCACUUGUUCUCCCUUUCCUGUAUGUGUAUUAUGAUUGCAUGGAUAAAAAAAGGGAAUGCAAACUGCUGAGGUGAGUUUUCUGUUUGCUACAUGCAGCACUAGGAGUUCUGUGUAGUUCUGUGAUAAUCUCAACAGUUUUUAUUGGGUUAGAUCUAGACAUCACCAUCCACAAAUGGAAGGACUUCUUCCAUUCAUGGAAGAGGCUGAGAUCCAGCAGAGGCUGUUGCUAGAGCAGGGGAUGAUUUUAACUGAUGCCCCUGGCUCUACUUCCUGUAAUGUUUUGGAAGCCCCACAGACCCUCACAGAACUGCUUUUAUGGAAAUGCAGAGGGAAUGAGAAAUUGGUAUGAAUAUACCCUUCCUCCCCCCUGCAGGUAGUUUGGUUCCAAGUAAUUGUGUGAUAUGAUCUUAUGUGGCAUUGAAUAUAGACCUUUAACCAUUGGACGAGGGGGAAAGUACUGUCAUGUGACUAAAACAGUAUGGCGGUGUCACUUCAUUGAUCUCAGGGCUCAGUGAUAUAAAUGUUUUCUCAAGGUAAUUUUUUUUUAGAGUUUUUUGCUUGCAAGGUUAUUCCUUUGUAGUUUGGUGAGGGAAUCUGCUUAUUAGUACUUCAUGUGUGUUGUGUAGUCCUAGUUUACUCCUACAGUUAUGAGGAGUUGGAAAAGCACAGCAAACUCCACUACCCAAAGAAGGCCCCUGAGUUAAGUCUGUAAGAAGCUGUGUAUGUUAAUUCCUAAGCAUCUGUAAUUUAGCAAGUGCUAAGUCGGGUGAAGCUUUUUCUAGAUACUGGUAUACCAUGGAAGCGCACCAUAUUAUUUUUGUCUUUGGAUGAUGGAUGGCAAAACGCAAAUUUGCAAUUAAGGUGCAUGAUGAUAUCAUAUUCAUCUGGCUAAUGCAGCAGCCUUUCUUAUUUUGCCUUCCUGGAUCCUAAGUUCUUGAUGAUGCUACAGAGUUAUUUCUUACAUUGACACCACUCCAUAAAUUCUUAUUGGCCAGCUAAAAUUCAUUGCCAAAAUGUAACUGCAUAAAAGCAGUUGCUUUUCAAUACUGGAUCCGUUCACCUGCAGUGGGGAACUAUGGUUUGAAUAUUCAUGUGCAACCUUGGGCUCCUGUGCUUCUUCUCCCUGCCCUGGAUGCACCUGUUCCAGCUCUCAUUUCCUGGUUUGAUCAAAACAUAGUUGGCUGUUGUGUCCAAAUUAGGCAAAAUGUGGCCUCAUCAAGUCGGAAAGUGAAAAAGGGAAUUUGCCCAGAGAAGGGACAGGGAAGUGCAUAAGUUCAAGCUCUGACAUGAAUAUUUAAAUUUUAAAGUGAGAGAAUUGAAGGAUAUGAGGAGGGUGCAAAGUGUAAGCCCAAUAUUCCAGCACAAACAGCCAAACAAUUGUUUUGCAUUAUGUGUAAAAGGGGGUGUAAAGCCUGCUUGGUUUGAUUGUCUAGGGCCAAGGUGCUCUGCCCCCCUUUACAGUGCCAUGACCAAAUAACCCUUAGAGCUGGGAAAGAGGCAGGGAUUGCUCUGCAGCUUCCAGGCUACUUCCCAACCACUGCUGUAGCUUCCAGGUGAGACAGCUGGGGCUCAUCACACCUGCCAGAGGUGGCGGUACACUCACCAAGGCAAUAAGAAUUAUGGAAGACACUUGCUAAUGCUGUUUGGUUUUGGUAACUGUAUAAACUUGUGUAAUGAUGUUUGGUGGCAGUAAACCACUGUCUGGGGGAAAAUGGUUUCAGAAAGCAAGAUGAACUCUGAUUAUCAAUUUAUUUUGUGGUAUGUUGAUGAUGAUGAUGACGCAAAAGCAAAAAUCCUAAGAAAAUAAAUAUGACUCAAAUGUGUAGACCCAUUCUUUGACAGUUGACCUGAAUUUGUACUAACUUCAUUUGUCAGUUAGCACCUUUAUGUUUUUUACACCAAGAGAUAUGUCUGUGUCUCUAGAGUUCAUAACCUAGCACAAAUCUGAACUUGACUUACUAAAAACAAUCCAACUAUGAUCCUCUUGGCUUUGGUAAAAUCCUAAAGCUAAUAAAGUAGAGCUGUUUGUGAUUAAUACAUCUUUUGCUCAUACGUUUCUGAAACAGACUAAAUAUUUUAGUUUGAUAUGCAAUUCAUAAUGCCUUUAAAUUGGAUUUCAUGAUCUGUAUAAUUAUGUGCAGUAACUUGCUGUAGUGUUCAUGGAGUUAACUGUGUAAGAUGAGGCUUGUAGACUUGGCUAGAUCUCUUUAUCUGUAUUUAAAAGAUUGAUCUAUUGAAGUAGAACGUAAAUAAGGUUCAGAAGUUUGUACUGCUCACUCUUUCAAUUAAAAUAAACAUACCUGUUCCAUUUUGCAUGUAUAAACUUGCAGUUAACCUGUUGGAACAGCUAACCAUUAGAAGCGGGUAUCAUAUUUCUCAAGGUAUGCACAUAAAAGGGUGCAGGUGGAGAUCAGUGAUCAAUAUUUAGGACUUUUAAAUGAUAUUUCUUUUAAAUGAUAACAUUUAUUAUUAUUUCUAUUUGUAGUGUGCUAGCCUAACAGUUAACCAGUGCCUCCCACCAAAUCCAAGAAUAAGUACUUGAUCAUCUGGUUUAGCAGAAUGGGAGCGUUAAGUGGCUGCACCAUCAGUAUUACUCUUACAUGUUGCUACUUGUGGUUAUUAAAUUAGAUUAGUUCUGGAAAUGUGCCCUUGUGAUAGGUCUGGGGUGGGAGCAGAUGCCCUUGGACUCUUCUCUCCCUUCUUGGAAAUUUGGAAGGGUUCUUCUGACAGCUGCUACAAGGCACAGUGAUACAGCCAAGUGCUUCCCUCCCAAUUCUGUGCAUGCAGAAGACUCUACUACUGUAUAUCUAUACCUACAGUUUCCUAAUUUUAGAAGUGUGCUAGUGGUUAGUGCAUUUGUUCCUAGGUUUCAGAAAUAGGAUAGAAUAUGGAUGAAUAUCUUAUAGACAGAUGUUUGGCUAAAGUUGACAUUUUGUAAACCAAGUUUAAGAUUGUGCUAUUGCUUUUAUUCUUCCUUGAACCCCUCAAAUUGUUCUUGUGGGCAUGAGAUGCCUGGAGAAAAUGUUGAGUUGAGUGUAUUAGAAAGGUUUGUUUUUAAGGAAGGUAGCAUAAUACAAUAUUAGUGCAAAGGUAAGAAGGAACUAAUUUUAGUAGAAGUCCUGGUGAUUAAUAUCAUAUGAGAAAUCUGUGUGCACGCACCCCCUCGGUUUUCCAGCUACAGCUGCUCAUCUUGAGCAAACUAUUUUCUUGCUAACGAGACUAGAUCACUUCAUUGCUGAGUGACUGUAUCCCAGUUUGGUUUUGCUUGUAGAACAAAGGUUUGGCCUUAAUACUAAGGAGUCUUCUUUAUUAUACAACUAAUUACAUAAUUUAGCAAAUGCUGCAUCUUUAGCCAGAGCUCUAAAACAAUAAAGCUGAUUCUUAAUUUGUUAUUCUUUUUAAAUAUAUUUUAAAUAAAGCAUUAUAAUUUUUUUAAUCAUUAAAUGUGUUAAAAGAAGAGCACAAUAUUUUAUAUUGGUGUUUAGCAAAAUUCAGGAAACAGGAUCUGGUGGUAAGAUGCUAGCUGCUGUCCUAAUGAUACUGUUGAGUUUUAUGUGCAUUUCUGCAUCUUUCCACCUGCAUUUGUCUGCUUUAUCUUGAGCACUGAGAUGUUUGCAGCUGUGGGCUUCCAGGGAUGCCCAUUUGAUCAAACUUUACAACAAGUUUCUUCCUGUUCCCAGGGCACCAAAUGCAUUGAAGUACUUCAUUGUAAACAUAUAAAAAGCGGAUGUUAUGUACCUCCUCAGAUCAGAUCUAUCUUUAACAGCUUCCCUGUGCUGUCCUGUGAACCAUGAAAGAAAGCUUGACAGUAGACAAUUGUGAAGUGCUCUGACAGUUAUUCAUCUUAAUCUUACUGUUACCUUGUCUAUGUGUUUUGCGCUUCUGGUGUAUAUUGUCUUUGAUCUUGAGUGGAGAAGACGUCAGUCAUGUACAACACAUAGCACAAUGGGACUGCUAAGCAUUAAUAAUGCUAGCACAAAUUUAAGAAUUAAGGUAAGAGACCACUUGAGGACAAUUCAGCUUCAUCUUUGAGGCUCUGGGCUGUUUGCUGCAAACAGAAGUGGCUAGAUUUAUUUUUGUUUUGUGAAAUGAGCAACCCAUACUGAACCUAUGCUUUAGGAGUUCCACUGAUUACAUAUCUACAAUUACUUUUUGAUAACUUCUGCAAGCAGAACAUUAAAAAGCAUAGCCUGUAACUACCAACAGAAUUUCCAUAGUGAUUUUAGAUGUUCGUACACAUAUUGCCAAAGCUUCAGUUUAAAGCUGUACUCUCUCAUUCUUUCUGAUAAUCCACACUGUCAUAAAUCCACACUGGGCACAAUCCAGCCAAAGUUAAACACUUUUAGAUCCCAUUUAUUUAAAUGGAAGAUGCUCAAUGUGUACUUGAAUGCUCCAUAGAAAUCAGUGAGAUUUAAGCUGCAAUCAUUUAUUAGGAGCAAGAUCCAUGGAAUGCAGUGGAACUUUCUGUUGAGUAGACAUGUUUAAGAGGAUGUUAUAAAUUGUUUAACUUGGCUGGGUUGUGCCUAUUGUAUUAAGCCUUAAAAAAAUAUAUUUCUGAAGUAGAUGGCACUAUUGUUUCUUCAUGGACAAGGAUAGAGUAGAAAUUAUUUUAAAACUAAAAUUAUUAAUGCAAAGGUUAUGGUAUCUAUUUUGCUUGUAACACAAUGUAGUGGUUCUAGGGGUUGCUCGUGCGUAAGCCGGUGCAAACACCUGGCUGGGUUGCCUGAGUGAACCUUUUCUGUCCGGACAGCCACUCACCCGUGGCUAUCUCAAUCGCUGGCAGAAUCCGUCAGUGGGCGUUUCUUAAACUUCUUCCAGCAAAGAAGCUCUUUGACGCCUAGUCUCCUCCUACUCUCUCUGCGCGAAAGCCUUCUGCGCAAGGAGGGCGUAGGCAGCGGAGGACCUCUACUCUCCCCGCUGGUCCCCGGCAAGGAGUCAUGGGACCGCCUCGCCGCUUCCCCAUCUGCCCCCCUUCUCCACUGGUGCUACGCUGAUUCUCUUCCCCAGAAGAUGGGCUGCCUCUCCCAAUCCCGGGACGCUCUCUGGAAUCCCUCUGGAUUUUGCUCUCUCCCUCCGGCACUGAUGGCAGUUCCCUGACAUCCACCUCCUCCUCAGGACCCCCACCCCACCCCUGGCGCGAUUUUCCGGUACAACCUCCUCUCUCUCCUCGGUCGACGAUGCGGGGAAUCCCCUGAAGGAACUGUCAUCAUCUUCUGAGGAUUCAAAACCAGCCUCCCAUCCGCUCGGAUUUCUUCCCGCUGGUUGAACCUCCCAGACUGAUCCUUCUCCCUCGGACACCUCCCCUCCCUCCUCUUCAGAGGCAGGAAAACCCACAAAGUCCCCUUCGUCGUCUGUGGGUCCAAAUUCUUCCUCCCAGAAUCUAGCUAAUGGUUUGGGCUUAUCCGGGAACAAACCGUGGAAUUCUUCCACCAGAUACCCGUCAGUGAUUGAUUCAGCAGGGACCCACGUGUUUUCAGACCUAGGUUCCCCCUCCCAGGCUACCAAGUACUCUACCUGGCGACCUCGCCACCUUGAAUCGAGUAUUUCCGUGGCUUCGUUACAGUGUUCCCUCUCCUCUACCCGCGGGUGGGUGGUAACCCCUCCUGUCCCGGGAAUUUCCGCCCCUCCCUGUAAGGUGAAAGUAGGGACCUAUGGAACACCGGAUGUAUCUUCAUGAUGUCAGGCAACUUGAGUUUAAAUGCCACUGGGUUAACCUGCUGUAUCACCUCAAAAGGCCCCAGCCGCCUAGGCUGCAACUUCUUGCACCCUCCCUUUAGGGGCAACCCUUGGGAUGACAACCACACCCGGUCUCCCACCCGUAUGGCCUCCCCCUCCCGACGGUGCCUGUCCGCCUGCCUCUUGUAAACUUCCUUGGCCCGCUCCAAGUUCAGCCUGAGUUGCUGGUGUAAGGCCUCCAUUUCCUCCACAAAUUGCUCAGCCGCAGGUACACUCCAUCCUUCCUCCCCCCGCCCCGGGAAGGCCCUGGGGUGACACCCGUAAUUGGCCAUGAACGGGCUCAUUCCUGUGGACACGUGUUCAGUGUUAUUGUACGCAAAUUCAGCCAAAGCUAAUUUCUCUACCCAAUCGUUCUGUCUCUCGCUGACAUAGCAGCGUAGGUACUGCUGGAGUAUACCGUUCACUCUUUCGGCUUGUCCGUUGGUUUCUGGGUGCCUCGCCGUCGAGAAGCUCACCUCGACCUGUAGCAAGCUCAUGAGUCUCCGCCAGAACUGGGAAGUGAAUUGUUUCCCGCGAUCCGAGAUUGCCCUCAAUGGAGUCCCAUGCAGUCUAAAAAUGUGAUCCACAAACAGCCUGGCUGUCUCCUCUGCCGUUGCUGCAUGUGAGCAAGCUACGAAAUGGCACAUUUUAGUCAGUAGAUCGACCACUACCAUGACCGCUGUCUUUCCCCUUGACUUGGGCAGAUCUGUCAUAAAAUCAAUGGACACCACCUCCCAGGGCCUUUCCGGUGUAGGUAAGGGUUCCAGUAGCCCCGCGGGGGCAGCCCUUUCCCCCUUUGCCCUCUGGCAUCGGUCGCACCCUCGUACAUAUUCUCGUACGUCUUCCCUCACCUUUGGCCACCAGAACUGCCUGGUGACAAGUAGCAUGGUCUUGUGCUGUCCAAAGUGCCCAGCUGUUGGGUUGUCAUGGAGUUGUCUAAGUACCUACCCCUCAAAGUCUCCCCUGGUACAUACAGCGCCCCCUUAUAGUACAGUAGCCCUUCCUUUUCCUCAAACCCUCCAUUGACUUCCUUUCCGUCCCUGAGUUCCCUGAUUUUUGUCUGAGCAAACUCAUCGUCUCUGGUGAGCCCUGCCAGUUCUCGUUUCCCAACCAACGCUCCCCCACACACCCACCGGUCCUCGGGGAACACGUGCCUGGUCUCUGGUGGCCCCUCUCCUUCCAUGUACUCCGGUUUCCGGGAGAGAGCAUCUGCCCUUACGUUUUCCUCUCCCGGCACGUAUCGGAUCUUGAAGAAAAACUUGGUGAACUCCUGGGACCAUCUGAUCUGUCUCUGAUUGAGCACUCGCGCGGUCCGCCAGUAUUCCAAGUUCUUGUGGUCAGUUUGGAGCUGGAUCUUGUGCCGCGCCCCUAUUAAUAGAUGUCUCCAUUGCCAAAAUGCCACAUAGAUCGCAAGCAGUUCUCGGUCAUACACCAUGUAGUUUUGCUCUGACUUGCUCAGCUUCCUAGAGAAAAAGGCACACGGCCUCCAGUUCUGCUUGGCCCCGGGCUGCAAAAGGACCGCUCCAAUCGCACGGUCGGACGCGUCCGUCUCCAGUCUCAUGGGCUUCUCCGGAUCCACGUGCAGGAGCCGCUCUUCCGAGGCGAAUGCCUUCUUCAGUUUUUCAAAGGAUUGCUGCACAUCCUCUGUCCACGCGAACUUCUUUUUGCUACUAAGACAAUCCGUUAUGGGCGCUGUCAAGUGAGCGAAGUUCUUUAUGAACUUCCUGUAGAAGUUGCUGAAGCCUAGGAACCUCUGCACAUCCUUUCUGUUUUGGGGGGCUUUCCAUUCCAGCACUGCCUUCACUUUGCCCGGGUCCAUGGCUAGUCCUUUGUCUGACAACCUGUACCCCGGGAACUCAACCUCCCUGGCAUGGAAUUGGCAUUUUUCCAGCUUGACCCACAACUGAUGCUUCUUCAAUCUCUGUAGCAUCUCCCUGACGUCUCUGACGUGUUGCUUUUCAUUGUCCGAAUAGAUUAAGGCGUCAUCCAAAAAGGCUACGCAAUUCUUGUACAGCAGGGGCCCCAACACAUGGUGCAUGAAGGCUUAAAAGCAGGCGGACCCCGAUUGUAAUCCAAAUGGCAUGACUAAGUACUCAAAAGCCCCCAGGGGGGUGAACAUGGUCGUUUUCCAUUCGUCCCCCUCCCUUAUCCUAAUCAGAUUGUAUGCUCCCCUGAGGUCCAGCUUGGCAAAAAUCUUCCCCUGCCUCACACGUGUCAAAAUAUCGUCAAUCCUGGGCAUUGGGAAAGUCACAGAUUCUGACACCAGGUUUAGGGCCCAGUAAUCCACGACUAAUCUGGGCUGAUUUGUCUCUUUUUUGUCCACAAAGAACACUGGACUGCCCCCCACCGCCUUUGAUUCCCUUAUGAAACCUCGCUUCAGGUUCUUGUCAAUAGACUGCCGCAACUCCUGCAUCUCCCGGUCGGACAUGGUAUACAGCUUACCCACCGGUAACUGAGCCCCUGGAAGCAGGUUGAUUUGGCAGUCAAAUGGCCUGUGGGGGGGGCAGUCUGUCUGCCUCCCUCUCGCUGAAGACCUCCUUCAAAUCAGCAUAUUGUGUUGGCACCUCCCUUUUUUGCUCCAGGGCCACCCUGGCCACAGUCCUUGGUUCCUUCCCUCCCAGACAGUGUUCUAAGCAGUAAGCUGACCCAAAGGUGACCGACCGCUGAUGCCAUGACACCACUGGGUCAUGUAUUGCCAGCCAGCUCAUUCCCAGUAUUAUUGGGGAUCCUGCCAGCGUGGCCACGUAAAAAGCAAUGGUUUCCGUGUGCCUGGAGACACCCAUUCGCAUUGGCGGUGUCUGGUGUGUCACUUCCCCUCCCAGGAGUUCCCUGCCAUCAAUGGUGGUCACCUGCAAGGGAAAAUCUAAUGGCAACAGGUGGAGCUGUUGCUGGUGCUCCAGAGCGAAGUCUCUGUUGAAGAAAUUACACGAGCUGCCAGAAUCUAGCAGCCCCUCCACUUUGACGGGGUGCCCAUUUGGGAGUUCUAGCACCACCUCUAUGGCUAUAGCUGCCUUGGGAGGGUCAGGCUGGGGCACUUCUAUUGGUUGCUGGCCUGGCUGCUGCCCCUGCUGGUUGGCAGACAGGCGUUGUCGUUUCCCUGUACCAGCUCUUCCUCCCCCUUAUCGUCGUGGCCUGCAGCCCCCAUCAUGCCUUGCCAGGCUUUUCGUUGAGGGCAGACCUUUGCAAAAUGUCCCGGUCGCUGACAGGAAGCACUUCUUGGUAGUUUUCCACUCUUUUUUCCGACCUUCACCAGCGUUUGAAACUUCGCGCGCGUUCCAUCAAUUUCCAUCGGCUCCACCGCCUGGGAAGGCUCCCUCGGCAUCUCCGGAAUGCGGUUGUCAUGGAAACGUUCCGCCCUUAUCUCCCGCUUCUCCUGAGCCCGCGCUUCCUGGCGUACACCGAUCGUAAGCACAGUCUUUGUGAGUUCAUCCAUCGACCGCAGGCGGGGCGCUCGGGACAACUCGUCUUUCACUUCGGGGGCCAAACCCGCUUCAAACAACCUUUAUACUGGUUCAGAGUCCAGAUCCCACCCGCGCUUGUGAACUAACAUCGCAAAACGCGACCAGUAGUUUCUGACGGACAGGCUCCCCUGCUUGCACCCCAUCAGCUCCCUCCGUGUCACGCUUUGCUCAAUCUCGCUGGAGAACAUCGCGUCCAUUCCCUGGUAGAAUUUCUUAAGAUCUUUCGAAGCGUCAUUCCCCGUUGCCAUCAAGGGCCUGAUCCAUUCGCGCGCCCCAUCCUGCAGAUGUCCAACACUGUAAGCCACCCUCUCCCCGUCAUCAGCAAAGUCAUUUUUCUGCAAUUCCAAAGCAUACUGAAUUUCCGUUCGGAAGGCAUUGUAGUCUUGGGGCUUUCCACCAAACUUGUGUACCAGCCCCGGGACCUUCCUCCUUAUCGGGGUGGCUCAGACCUGUGCAUCCUGAGCCCAUCUCUCCUCCAGCUGCGCAGAUGGGGUAGUGACAUGCGCCUCCAGGUCUCGGUUCCUCUCGACCAGACCUCGCACCAUGGCUUCUUGCUCUGUCUCUCCGGCCGGCCCUGUUUGGCUCAUCGUGCUGCCUCUCCGGUGCUGCGCACAAGCAACGUCAGAGAAGUUCUUAAACUUCUUCCAGCAAAGAAGCUCUUUGACGCCUAGUCUCCUCCUACUCUCUCUGCGCGAAAGCCUUCUGCGCAAGGAGGGCGUAGGCAGCGGAGGACCUCUACUCUCCCCGCUGGUCCCUGGCAAGGAGUCAUGGGACCGCCUCACCGCUUCCCCCAUCUGCCCCCCUUCUCCACUGGUGCUACGCUGAUUCUCUUUCCCAGAAGAUGGGCUGCCUCUCCCAAUCCCGGGACGCUCUCUGGAAUCCCUCUGGAUUCUGCUCUCUCCCUCCAGCACUGAUGGCAGUUCCCUGACACACAAGCUAUAUGGUUUGCAGCAUCAUUGGUUUCCAAAAUAUAUAAACAACUAGGAGCCAAUGGGCUCAGAUUCUCAAAGCACAGAUAUUUGUAUUACUACCAAAUUGAAUGGCCAAACUUUUGAUAAUAUUUGACACUUAAAAGUUGUCAAAAUAUGUGCUGCUGUGUAUUGUUUUAAGUAUUGUAGACCUUCCUUAAAAGAGAUGGUGACUGGCCCAAAGUUACCCAUUGAGCUUCAUGGCUGAGUGGGGAUUUGAACCCUGGUCUCCUAGGUCCUAGUCCUAAACACUACACUACACUACACUACACUACACUACACUACACUACACUACACUACAGACACUUUCUUCCAAUGUAUUUUGCAGUAGGGUAUCCCAAGCAAAGCUAUGUGUUGAAUCAGGAAAAGCACAAUUUUUUUCCUAAGCUUCCCUGGAUUGAUUUUCACUUGAGAAAUCACAUGUCCAUCUUUUUUUAGCCAAUAUGUUAAUUCAUAAACAAAAAUUAAGACACUUGACUGUUUUAGGGAGUAUUUUUAUAUCCCAAGGUGAUUGUAUAUAAGGGUGAAAAAAUGUCCCAAAAUAACACUACAUUUGGGUUGAGUUUUGUAAGUUUUAUUUGCUCUUCUUGGGAUGUGUUUUGCUUCAGCUGCUUUUUAUUUACAGAAAGAAAACUGUAAAUGAUAACUGGCUGAAACUUCCAUGUAGUUGACAAUAAAUUAAACUACUUUGUGGGUCUACUUUUGUGUAACUGCUAUACUCAAAAGUCACCCUGAGUGGGCUACAACCCCAUUUUCCACAUGGAAUAUUCAUUUAUAGGAACAGUAAUGAUCACAAGGCAGCAUGCAGAAAUAUGGCAAAGACAUAGUAAGCAGAGGAUAGUGUUUGAAGAAGCAAUUAUAGGGCUGAGAUGCUGGUCAUUUCAUUUCUGCCUUAUUUGAUUGAUCAACUAACAGUUUCCACUAGAUGAAGUCUAGAACACACUUGUAUAAAUGCCACCGAAUCUUUUUAUGUGGUUAUCUGAUAGUAAUAGCAGGAGUGGAAGCUUCUUGCUCCCCAGCCCUAGAGGAGUCAUGACCUCUUCAGGGAAAUUUUAUCCUUUCUUCGCAUUUAGCUUAGCUUUUAAUGAGCAUGUGCAGGCAUCUUUGAACAGUAACACAAUUUAGGGCAACUUGUAAAUAUGCCCUCAAAAGUUACCAGCCUUUUUUUACUAGUUUGGAAACAAGCUAGUAUUUUGUGUUUUCAUCCUGGCCACAGAGGAGGCCAACCCCUAUCCUCCAAGCUACUAGCCUCUUAGAAGGCUGUUUAAAAGAUCUUCUACUAAGCACAUUGGCAGAAAAGGGUUGAGGCAAUUUUUCCUUCCUCUGGCAGUCUGCUCACUUGACUUCAUGGAAUUUCAUAUCCUUAUAUCCAUGGAAUUCUGGUCUCUUAUGACUACCAGGCAAGUUGUUAAAUACAAGACUGGUUUAGCAGAAUGGAGGAAUAAAUAACACUGUUGAACAUCACAGUAGCCAGGUUACGAGUGCCCAGGAGCCUGAACUAACCAAUCAUUUGCAUUUAAUAAGAGGUAGACUCUCCAUAUUAUGUAGUGUGAUGUUCUGUAAAGCUUCUUGGAAGGUGUGAAGUCCUAGGAGGCAGCUUUUAAAUAAUCAAAACAACUGGCUGUGCUCUUACUAUUAUUGUAAAUUGGGACAGGAAGGUUAUUCAUGAAGAAUUGUUUUUUUUUAAAAAAAAAUAUUUAUUAAAUUUUAAAGGGUUACAAAAAGAAAAAAAUUAAAAGACAGCAUAUUAAAGAGCUACAAAACAUCACAUCACAAUAAUUAAAAAAAGAAAAAAGAAAAGAAAGGAAAAAAAGAAAAGAAAAAAAUACAAUGAAUCUUCCCAUAACUUAUCUUUCAUUUGCUUAUUUCCUUGACCUCCUCACACCUCCCUUUUUUGUAUUCUAGUUCAAUUAGCUAUUUCAGCAAGUCCUUUCCAUCUUUUCCAAUUUUUGUCCUUUAUUUUAUCUUAAUAUAAUGUAACUUUACUUUCCCUCCUUCACCAUUUAGCAAUCUAUUUUUUCUUAAUCCUUUAUAGCAUUUCUGCUAAAACCACAUUACUUCAUUCCAACAUCCUUCUAACAUUCCUUAAUUUUACAAUGUUUCUGUAAAUAAACUUUAAAUUUCUUCCAAUCUUCUUCCACCGACUCUUCUCCCUGGUCUCGGAUUCUACCAGUCAUUUCCGCCAGUUCCAUGUAGUCCAUCACCUUCAUCUGCCAUUCUUCCUGGGUGGGUAGAUCUUGUGUCUUCCAAUACUUCGCGAUGAGUAUUCUUGCUGCUGUUGUGGCAUACAUAAGGAAAGUUCUAUCCUUUUUUGGCACCAAUUGUCCGACCAUGCCCAGGAGAAAGGCCUCUGGUUUCUUCAGGAAGGUAUAUUUAAAUACCUUUUUCAUUUCAUUAUAAAUCAUCUCCCAGAAUGUCUUAAUCCUUGGGCAUGUCCACCAAAGGUGAAAAAAUGUACCUUCAGGUUAUUCAUGAAGAAUUGGUAGUACUGGUUGGAGUGUAUAGAUUUUGCUUUUUUGCUUUAAGACAAUAGCAAAUUACCUUGCUUUCAAUUUGGGAUUGUGCCAUGUAUGGACAUGGCAGCCAUCCUAUAAUAAAAAGUAAAGUCAAUCAAUCAAUCAAUCAAUCAAAACCUUUAUUGCAUUAGCAUACAGCCAUAGCAAAAUAAGACAAAAAUACUAGAGACAAGCAACCAAACAAAAUUCAAAGCAAUAUUACUGGCGUAAUGACAUUUAAAUUACCCUAAGACAAUAAUGUAAAGAUUUAGUUGCCAGCGCCAAGAAUCCAAAAUGCGGAUGUAUAUAAAACAUAAAAUGGCCCCAAAAUAGGCUCGGCACAUUGGGUUGAAAAAGUAAUAAAAAGAAUUAAAACAGGUCCAGGUCUAGGACACACUACCCAGUCAGAGUAGCCCUGAGUUUCAGAGCCUGCACUAUAAAGAUUGCCACCCCACGUGAAAUUUGGGGAUUUGCGUCCACAAGAAGCGAUUUCAAACAGUCUUCCUUAGAUGUAAUGGUGGACGGGAUCAAGAGGAGGAGCUUAGGUCUUAUUGGCUCAUAAAUAGGGCAGUAGAAAAAGAAAUGUAUGAAGUCCUCUACUUCAUUCAUUGUGCAUGGACAUAAACGCUGAGUAAUAGGGGUCUUAGAGUAAAUCCCUACAGGAAGGCCGUGGGUAUAGAAUGGAAACGGGCCAUAGUAAACGCUCUUCUCAAAUUGGGCUCCGUCAGGUCUAUCAAGUAGUUGGCAAGUGAUCUUACCACUUUCACUUUAGGGAGCCACAUGGAGAGGCGAGCUGUAAUGGACUGUGCCCGGUCCAUGGCCUCGUCUCUUGUAAGAAUCCAGGCCCGGAUUUUAUGUUGGUCCCAAGAUGACAGCGUGUCGAGAUCUGGGAGGGAGUAGCGUGCAGUAAUAGUCUCCAUGGCCUUGGACCAUUUGUUGGUAUGAGAACAAGUUAAAAGGCUUGCCUAGCUAGUAGGGAACCUGGGGCAUUGAAUAAUUUACAGUAAAAACUAAUGAUUCUAAUGUGGGCUCUUGCAACAAUGGAGGGAGGCCCAGUUCUGUUCUUAACUGUGCAGCAACUGAGCCCUUGGGGAGGCCCAGUAUCUUUCGUGCAAAAGAGUUUUGCAGAAUCUCCAGCGAUUGUAGUGUUUUUAAAUUCCACCCCCAGAUUUCAACCCCAUACAGUAACAUCGGGAGGACUUUGCUGAUAAAUGCUUUUCUGAUUGGUGGAACCAACUGGCCGCCUUUUGCAUAGAAGAAUUUCUCCAAGGCUUUGAUGGUUCUACGGGCAGCCAGGAUGGUCAUAUUUAGGUGAGCUGACCAGCUAAGCCCAUGCUGAAAAGUGAUACCCAAAUACUUGAAUGCUGAACAAUAUUCAAUAGAGUGGCCCUCAAAAUUCCAGAAAGGCUUCCGAGUUUUCGUGCCAAAAGUAAGAAUUUUGGUUUUGGCGAAAUUGAUUUUGAGGGAGUUGGUAUCACAAUAUGUCAUGAGCCCUCUGAGCAUGUUGUUUAAGCCCUGCUUGGUUAAAGACAGUAUCACCAUGUCGUCCGCAUAGAGUAAUAUGGGGAUCUUGAGCUGUUGUAAAGAGGGGACAGAUUGAUUUAGGGCCUUCAUGGUUGUAACGAUGUCAUUGAUGUAGAAAUUGAAUAGAAAAGGGGCCAAGAGGCAGCCCUGUUUGACCCCUUUAUUCAGAGGGAAAGGAUCAGAUAGAGCUCCCAGAGGGCCGAAUUUUACUCUGGCCGAUAUGUCAUUAUGAAUUUCCAUAAGAAGGUGGAGGAGUCUCUUAUCUAUGUUAGUGUAACUAAGCUUCUGCCAUAGCCUAUCUCUGGGGAUGGAGUCAAAAGCGGAGGUCAGGUCCACAAAAGCCGCGUGUAGUUUGCAGUUGAACCUGUUUAGAUAUUUAUCAAUCAGGGUAAAUAGAACAAGACAUUGGCCAGAUGUGCUGUGACCUUUACGGAAGCCAGCCUGUUCCGGGUGAAAUAGCUUUGUUUCUUCUGCCCACUCGAUUAAUUUCUCUAGCAAGAAUCUAGAGUAGACCUUGUAUGAUAUGUCCAGCAGGCUGAUAGGUCGAUAGUUACGCGGAUCUUGUGGAUCCCCCUUUUAUGUAUUGGGAUGACUAUGCUCUGUUUCCAAUUAGGUGGAAUCUUAAGAGUAGCAUUAAUAGUGGUAAAGAGAGAUGCUAAAAUAGGGGCCCACCAUGUCUGGUUCGACAAGAAUACCUCAGGUGGUAUCAUAUCCUCCCCGGGAUUUAUCCCCUGAAAGCGUACUGAUUAGUUGUAUACAUCUCUCUGGGGAGACUGGCUCCCAGGUGGGCAAGGCAGAUGCUGGAAGAGUGGAGACAACAUUUACUUCGGGAUCUGGGGCGGAAUACAGCUGAGCAAAGUGAGAGUGCCAACUGGCUGCUGUGAUGUUAUUAGCGAUGAAUGAGGGGGGUCUUAAACCUGCAUUAAUUAAAUUCCAGAAUUUCUUGUCGUCACGGGUUUUAAUGGCCACUGACAGUGCCGUCCAGCGUUCUUUCGCAAAGAGCAAUUUCUUAUGAUGGAGCAGCUUCUUGUAGUAUGAACGGAAUUGGGCUAACUCCCUGAUUUUGCUCUGGGUGCUGUCUGAUUUCAUAUCAGACUGAAGAAAUCUAAGCCUACUUCUGCACUGUUUGCAUUCUUGGUCGAACCAAGUUUGAUUCUUCCAGGUUAGAAUCGCACGGGAAGGUUUCGUAAGUGAAGGAAGCAAGAAGGCUAGAAUUUGCUGGAAAGUUGAGAAAUGAUUCACAUUCAUUCAUGUAUGGACAUGGCAGCCAUCCUAUAAUAAAAAGUAAAGUCAAUUUCACAUACCAGAGCCUCUGAACUGAAGGGUACUUUUUAGUCAAGGACAGAGUAGAGAAGAACUUUUGGAUAGACAUAAUGCAUGAAUGACUUCAGGUAGAAAUAUCUACUCUGAGUCAGCUGCUGUAAAAGCCACCUGCUUUUCAAAAGAUAGUCUUCACAGAAUUUCUAGUUGAGAAGAAUAAAUUUAUUCUUCUAUAGCACACAUAUAACUUAAUCAGCCUCCCACUGAUUUCAACCCCCCCCCCCCGAGUAAUACAGGUUUACUAAUGUUUAGACAAUCUCACUUUGACUGUGUCCCAUCUGAAAAUUGAGGGAUGUCCUCCCUGGGGUACUAAAGCACAAUAUAUCUUUCAUUUACAUGGGUGAAACACAAACUUUUGUUGGUCUUUGAUAUCUGGUCAAUAGACUUGUCUUAAAAUUGCCCUUGAUAUUUUUUCAGUAAUUUAUCUAACGUCUACCGUAAGUAGUUAAAGUAAUACCUUAAUAGUGAGUACUUUGCUGUACUUUUUCUAAAUACUAAUGCAUUGUUUCAUCUUAAUUUGUGUAGGAAGAAUACUGACAAUUGAAUUGCUGCCUUUAUACUGUAAAAAAUUGCAAUAAAGUGGGGAUGUCAAGAGUCUCCACUCCUCCACCACCUGGAGAGAUGUCCAGUGGUCCUAUAGCUGAAAGCUGGUGUUACACACAGGUAAGCCACAUACCUGUAUGCAUGUGUGUGUCCAGGUAUUGUUAAUGGCAUGUUUAAUAGUAGGACACUUUCAGAUGUAGCUUCCAACAGUAAUGCAAUGUGAUACCCAGACUUCUGGUUCCAAGUAAAAGGAAUAAGAAGGCAAAAAAGGUAAUAUAAUAAAGAGAACCAAUCAGAAAAUGUAAAAAAUAAGGUGACAGGUGAGAUCAGCAAUAUAAUAGGCAAAAAUCAAAUACUGAAGGUUGUAUCCAGUGAUUGGGAGGAUUUGCAAGGGUGAGGACAUCCAUUGAGAAACAUUCAUUGUGCAAGCUUCCUUCUAUUUGUGCAGCUAUUGAAUACAACCGAAGGUUGCUGAGAUGUAGGACAAAUGAAUUAACCACCUAAAGUCUACAAUAAUUCAACCUGUGGCUCUGAAAAAGCCUGCAGUUGCUGGUGGAUAACUGAUCAAAUAAGGGGCCCCUAAGGAAUGAAUAAGGGGACACGGGUGGCGCUGUGGGUUAAACCACAGAGCCUAGGACUUGCCGAUCAGAAGGUCAACCUGUGGCUCUGAAAAAGCCUGCAGUUGCUGGUGGAUAACUGAUCAAAUAAGGGGCCCCUAAGGAAUGAAUAAGGGGACACGGGUGGCGCUGUGGGUUAAACCAAAGAGCCUACGACUUGCCGAUCAGAAGGUCGGCGGUUCGAAUCCCCGCUAUGGGGUGAGCUCCCGUUUCUUGGUCCCUGCUCCUGCCAACCUAGCAGUUUGAAAGCACGUCAAAGUGCAACUAGAUAAAUAGGUACCGCUCUAGCGGGAAGGAAAACGGCGUUUCUGUGCGCUGCUCUGGUUCGCCAGAAGUGGCUUAGUCAUGCUGGCCACAUGACCCAGAAGCUGUACGCCGGCUCUCUUGGCCAAUAAAGCAAGAUGAGCACCGCAACCCCAGAGUCGGCCAUGACUGGACCUAAUGGUCAGGGUUCCCUUUACCUUUACCUUAAGGAAUGAAUCUUCCUCAAAUGUCAUACGUUGGUAGCUUAUGGAAUUCUAUUCUGAAACUGACUUAUGGAAUCCUUUUCUGAAACAAGUGCACAAUAUAAGCUGCAGUGACUCCUUAAUUCUAUGAGAUAUCCCUCCCCCCCAAAAACCAGUUUAAACUAGUUGAGGUUAUUUCUUCAAUAACUGCUUAAAAAAAAAAAUUAAGAUGAAGAAAAGUGAAUCUGGUGAAUUUACAUGAUUGUCUGCAUCUCUUAUUCAGGUUAAAGUUGUAAAAUUUUCUUAUAUGUGGACCAUUAAUAACUUCAGCUUCUGCCGAGAAGAAAUGGGGGAAGUUUUAAAGAGUUCUACUUUUUCAUCAGGGCCAAAUGACAAAAUGAAAUGGUAGGUAUUAGUCACUUGUCAGUGGCUUCUCACUUUCUUUUCUUUAAGCAUACAGUCUCUUGAGAAUCUGUGAAUAUGUCAUAAAUAAAAUGACAUGUAUGGUGGUUUAUCCUCCAGUCUUAAAACUGUUUUUAUUGUUGAAAGUGGGGCAAACUAUCACUGAUUUUCUGCUACAUUACAGAGAUCCGAACAGCUAAUGGUUUGAAAUACUAUAUAGUUUGUGGCAAAAUAAGGCAAGAUGAUGUAAUGUGUUGGAUUAGGGCCAAAGAGACAUUGGGUUCAAAUCUCCAUUUGUGAGGUUACUGAGAGCAAUUUGGGCAAUUCAGGGGCCCAGUUUGCAUGUAAUACUAAGCCAAGCCAAGUUCGUGGAAGAAAGAUUGCUGCAGCUUUGCUGCUCUUUCAUUGCGGCUCCUGCCACAGUGCUGUGAGCAAAGCCAUCGUAGCCAAGGUUAGCUGAAUGACUUGCUGCCUUGUGACUUGUCGGGAGCAAGAAAAUUAUGGCUCAGCUCACAUCCAUGUGGCACUAGCAGGGUUCCCUAUUUGUAAACUGCCCUGUGAUCCUUGGAUGAAGGGUGGUCUAGAAAUGUAAUAAAUAAUAAUAAUAAUAAUCUCAUUUUGUUCAAGAGGGCCCCACCCUUCUGGAGAAGCAUUUCAGGAGAACACCACUGUAUAUAUGGUCGCUCCUUGGAGUAUUAAAAGGUGUGACAGCAGGAGAAGAGCAAUAGGGAUAUAUAGAUAUGAGCAACUGGAGGUCAUGGGUGUUGAAUACAUAUGUAAGUUUAAAAAACUGAUCUCCGGAACCCAGGGGACUUAUUGUGUAUGUGUAAAAAAUCAUAUCACAACAGUACUCCAAUUUUUAAAUAUCUUAGCAAGUUAGGCCUUUAUGGAUUGGAGAACAAGUUGAUGUUUCUAAGACAUUUCUUAUGUUCUUGAUUUCAGGUGCCUGAGAGUAAACCCCAAAGGACUGGAUGAUGAAAGCAAAGAUUACCUUUCACUGUAUUUACUUCUAGUUAGUUGUCCAAAAAGUGAAGUGAGAGCAAAAUUUAAAUUUUCUCUUUUAAAUGCAAAAAGAGAAGAAACGAAAGCAAUGGGUAAGUGGAUUUUAAAAUGCUUCAAGAACAAUAGGUAGUUUUCAGUUUAAGGAGUAAAAGGUCUGUCAAAUCAGAUAUUUAUUUAUUUAUUUAUUUAUUUAUUUGUUUGUUUAUUUAAAAGCUUGUAAACUCAGAUUUAUUAUUUUGUGUCUGUACAAGUUCAGUCACAGUGUAAUCGCUUCCUCUGGUUUUGGUCAAUGGUAUAGUUUGGAGAAUGGUAUAGUUGGCAAUUCAGAGGCAAUUCAGUUAUUUAAAUCUAAAUGAGAUUUGACUGUCUUUCUUUUUGUAUGCAUUUCCUAUUCAAACAUGAUUACAUAAGCUUUCCUAAUGUUUUGUGGUAUAUUUAUUUAUGAUAUAAUUUUUCAAGUUGCCAUGACAAAUAUCCAGUUGUUGCCUGGGGAAAACAGAACAAAGAGGGACUAUUCACUGUUUGACAAGUUCUUUAAAAAUAAAAUCUGCUCCAUAGGGUUGGGGGGGGGGGCGGCUGGAGUACAUGGAGUGGGGACAAAGGGGAGGAGGAAUAAUCCAGAAUGCUUCCCUCCCCUGUUCUGCUGGUGGAUACUUUCUUUCAGAAAGGGGGAAUGUCGGAUAUUACCUUUUAUCUACAAAUCAUGUUUGCAUUUUAGCCAGCAGGGGUUAAUGAGACUACCAAGUGUGUUUUGUCGUUAAAAAUCAGUUGUUCUGUUUUACAUAUCCUGAAUGAAACUGACUUCAGUUUUUCGAAUCCCACUUUCUGAAGUUUAAUUUUGUCCUAAAUUAUAUCUUGCUAACUUGAACUAUUAUCACAAGCAAGAGAACAGAACCUGCUGUGCAAUUUGGACAUUGUGUGUCCGUGUGUGCGUGUUUUCAGCCAUACUGAAAAAGAGUAUGUAUUGGAGCUGGUCUUGCGUGUGUCACCACAUCUGGAAUGAAACAUGUGUCCUCUAGUAUAUGAUGCGGCCUUGAGUAUAUGAUUCCAUAAUAGACUGGUUCAGAUCCUUUUCAUUAUAAACGUACUGAAGAAAGUGAGGAAAUUGGCUGUUGCUUAACUCUGUAUCAUUCAGUUAUGGAAAAAUAUAUUCUGCCCUUAAUGGGAUAAGGUUUGUAAAUUGUUCAAAGCACUAAAAUGCUCCUAAAAUGUAACAUCAGCAGCUAAUUGCAGGAAAAAUCCAUUGUCUUUAAUGGUCCAAUUGCUGCUAACAUUUGUUUUUAAAAAGUAAUACUGCAUUAGCUUAGAACCAGAAUAAUGGGGGGGGGGGGGUACCCUGUGCUGCCUUAGUGCUAUGGGAAUUUCACAUCCCCACUGUAGCUCCCAGAAAAUUUGUGGUAAGUGGGCAUAGAUGUGAAGUUGGAGGUUGGAAUCAUGUGGGGAAGGGGGAGAGGGAGGAAUAAAUGGAAUUAUAUGAACUUAGCCAUCUGCAGUGUCUCUGACAUCAGUGGUUCCUCCGCUUCAUCUGGGCUUAUGAGAGAUUUUGGGGGUGAUUUUUGUACUUCCAGCUGAAACGUGUGGCUAGAAUUCUACUCUUGCACUAAUCUCCUGUACUAAAAGGCAUCUCAGAAAAGAAAGUGGUAAUUCCACGAAACUGAACACAGUAGUCAGAAUUAUUAUUAUUAUUAUUAUUAUUAUUAUUAUUAUUAAUAUCCCACCUAUUUGGCUGGUUUCCCCAGCCAUUCUGGGUGGCUUACAGCAUAUAUAAAACAGUAACAUAUCAAACAUUAAAAAGAAUCCCAUGAGUUAAAUGCAUGGGCUCUUGCCCACAUGAAGUCCUUGUGCUGUGUCUCAAACCUCUUUUGACUUUCUGAAGUUACGUCUACAGUGCUUUGGGUUCUGAAUGUGAACAUCAUAUGCUUAAUUUUAAAAUAUAGAGUUGAAUCCAGAUGUGCAUUCAGUGACAUUCCAUUUGCACUUAGGAAGUGAUUUGUACUGAUCCUUCCCACUGCAGCCCCUGAAAACUGCACUGGAGGGCUGGAGGACCCUACAGAAUGACAUGGGGUGUGCUACCUGGGGAUGUGGGGGAAACCUGUACUGGAACUAAUUCCAUUUCCAAACAUAGUGGUGGGGAACCCGUGGCUGUCUAGCUGGUGGUGUGUUCCAAUUCCCACCAGCACCAGCCAGCAUGGCCAGGGAUGAUGGAAGCUGCAGUCCAUUAACACCUGGAGGACCACCGCUUCCACGCCCAGGUGUAAACAAAAUGAGUCUUUCUCUUAAUGAAGGUGCUAAUCUGGAUACAGCUCAUAUUUUGCAUUAGUCUUUAGUGCAAUUGUUAUCUUAUUAGGUUUGAUUUGGCUCUUGGAUUUCACUUAUUGUGUAUGUAUAUUAAAACUGUUUUAAUUGAACGUACUUAAUCUAUUUUACUUAGAAAGCCAAAGAGCAUAUCGAUUUGUUCAAGGCAAAGAUUGGGGUUUUAAAAAAUUCAUUCGAAGAGACUUCUUACUUGAUGAAGCUAAUGGUCUUUUACCAGAUGAUAAGCUUACGUUAUUUUGUGAGGUAGGUAAUCAACCAGUGCUUUUUAAAAUAGAAUAUUGGUUUCCAUGGCUAUGAAUGAAGAAUAUUUUCAAAUGUUAUGUUUAUCCCUCUGUGUUACAGAAAUGCCCUGAUAAAAUGUUUUAGCAUAAUGGUUGUUGUUUUGAUGCAAGAUUUUACUAAAAAUAAUGUCAUCCAUUGGGAGAGUUCCUGUUUGGCAUGUAGUGAAAGGAAAGCUGUAGAAGGAUAAAAACUGCAGUAGUCUUGUUGGGGUGGAAGAAGGUGUAACAUAUAAGGCAGGGUUGUGGGAUCGGUUUCCUAGGUUGGUACUCUGUGAUGGUCAUUGUGGAGCUACAGAGAAGCCACAGUUGGUUUGUAUUUGAGAGGAAGUGAACUCCCUCUUCCUAUGAUUUAAAUUAAUAUUAUGUCUGUAUUUAAAUUGGCCAGUGACAACUGAAGAACAGGAUUUUUAUGCCCCUGACUGUCAGAUGUAGGGCUGAAUUUAACAUACAAGUGUUAGUAAAAUCUGUCAUCUGGACAUUAUUAUUAUUAUUAUCAGUAGUAGUAGGAGUAGUAGUAGUAUACCACUCUUCAUCCAAAGAUCGCAAGGAAGUUCACAACAUAGAAAUAUAAAAUGAGAACACAAAAUGCAUAAUAAAAACAAAACAAACCAAUAACACCCCCCACCUCCUACCACAAACACAUUUAAAAUGGUAUAGGGUGUUAAUCAGCCAAAGGCGUUUUUGAAGAGGAACAUUUUCGCCUUGUUCCUAAAGCUGUAUACUGAAGGUGCCAGCCAAAGCUCCCUAGGGAAAGCAUUCCUCAAACAGGGAAUCACUGCAGAAAAGGCCCGUUCUCAUGUUGCUGCCCUUCGGACCUCCCAUUGAGAAGGCACAUGAAGAACAGCCUCAGAUGAUGACCUCAGGUUCCAGGUUGGUUCAUAUGGAAAGAGGGGCUCCUUGAGGUAUUCCGGUCCUAAGCCAUUUAAGGCUUUAUAGGUCAAAACCAGCACUUUGAAUUAGGCCCCAAAAGUAAAUGGCAGCCUCUGCAGUUGAGCCAGGUUUGGUGUAGUAUGCUCAAACCAUCUUGCCCUGGUGAGGAACCUGGCUGCUGAAUUCUGCACCAGCUGAAGUUUCUGAACCAUCUUCAGUGGCAGCCCUAUGUCUAACCUCGAGGUUACCAGAGCAUAGACAACAGUAGUUAGAUUCAGGUAGGUAGCCGUGUGGGUCUGAUACAGUCGAAAUAAAUAGAAAUUUUUAAAAAAAUGUCCAGUAGCACCUUAGAGACCAACUAAGUGUGUUCUGGGUAUAAGCUUUCAUGUGCAUGCACACUUCUUCAGAUACAAGUGUGCAUGCACACGAAAGCUUCUACCCAGAACAAACUUAGUUGGUCUCUAAGGUGCUACUGGACAUCUCUAUCUCUCUAUCUCUCUAUCUAUUUUUAUUUCAACAGUAGUUAGGCUAUCCCUGUCUGGAUAGGGGUGCAGCUGGGCCACCAGCUGAAGCUGAUGGAAGGCACUCCGGGCCACUGAGGCCACCUGAGCAUCAAGCAACAGUAAAGGAUCCAGAAGUACCCCAUCAAGUAACUCCAUCAAGGGCAAGCAACCUCCCAGCCUUCCAGUCUAGGGAACUGCCCACUAAUAGUGCCUCAGUCUUAUCUGGAUUGAGCUUCAGUUUGUUAGCACUCAUCCAGUCUAUGACUGAGGUAAGACAAUGGUCCAUCACAUUCACUGCCUCACCUGCAGAUGUAAAGGAGAAGUAGAGCUGUGUGCCAUCAGCAGAUUAUUACAAUGUAUUCCAAACCUCUGGAUAACCCCAUUCAGUGGUGUCAUGUAGAUAUUAAAUAGCAUACAUAGGGGAUAAAAUCGAACACGGAAGAACCCCACAUUGAAGGUUCCAUGGGGCUGAAGAGCACUCUCCAAGCAUCCCCCUCUGGAAACGUCCAUCCAAGGAGGACGGGAACUACCAGAAAGCAAUGUCACCCACCUCUGAUUCAGACAGUUGCUCCAGAAGGAUACCAUGGUUGAUGGUAUCAAAAGCCACUGAGAGGUUGAGGAGAAUUAACAGAGACACAUUUCCCCUUUCUUUCUCCCGACAGAGGUCAUCAUACAGGGCGACCAAAGCAGUUUCUGUGCCAAAACCGGGCCUAAACCCCGAUUAAAAUGGAUCUGGAAAGUCAGUUUCCUCCCAGAGCGCCUGGAUUUAGUCUGUGACUACCUGCUCAAGAACCUUGCCCAAGAAGGGGAGACUAGCAGCUGCUGGUAGUUACUUAGAUUUUCUGAAUUCAGGGAGAGUUUUUUGAGGGACCACCUUGCAGGGAGGCAUUGAUCAAGUCCCUGCCCCAAACAGCUGUCUCCUCCCUGCUAGUUGGGUGGUUUUUUACAGUCAAGAGGGGCAGGGCUCCAGAGUACAAGUGGUUACCCUGAAUGAUCCAAGCAUCUUGUCCACAUCCUUGAGCCUUCCUGAUUGAAACACAUCCAACACAACAGGACUGGGGAUUCUUAAAAGCGAUUGUAACUUUCCAUAUAGUGAUAAGGUUUCUACAGCAACGAUCCCUUGAUAGCAUUAGAUAUUUAGAAGCAAAUUUAUUAUGGUACCCUUCAGACUUAAGCCUGUUAACACAACAUUACAAAAUAUUGGCAACCCCUACUACACAUGAGUGUUUAAGCAAGUGCAUUUUACUUAGAUUAAUUGAAAAAUCCAGUGGAUAUAGAUUCUCUGGUGGAAUAGAUCUUUAGCCUCAGGGAGGAAUAUAUGUAAAUAGCUAUAAAUUAUGCCGGAAACCUAAACAGUCUUAGUAAAAUCCAGUAAGACUGCUUAUGAUACUUAAAAAUGGAAGGUUACGAUCCCAGUGCACUGAAUGUUAAAUAUACAUUGGCAGGUUAUCACUGCUGCCCUGGACUGAUUAGUGGCUUAGGAGGAUGAUAGAUGCUCUAACUGCUAAUAAGUUUGCUUUGAUCUGUGUAUUUACAAGAAAUGUGUACAAAAAAAACUUGGCAAGAUUACAACUUAAUUAUGUGUCAUUAUGCUGUGUAGGAAGAAUAAUUGAAAUGUGGCCCCUGAGACUAAAUAGUGCAAAUAUACUGCAUCUUAUUUUAUUUAGAUAGACAGGCUAAAUUAGCUGUGUGAUGAAUUUGUUAUGAAUACAAUUAUUCAGUUGGUAAGUGGAUGUAACACAUGUCUAGGUCUGAAAAGGAUCCUUACUCCAUAAAAUAUUUCUGGUUCAAAUAGUUUUUGCUGUAGAUCAAAGUAGUUUUAUAAGUGAAUAUUGACGAAGAGGUCGGGUUUCUGUAAAAGAUGAAAUAUUUUGCAUUGCAGUGGUUUGACUUGGGGGGAAUCAAACCUUGCCCUUUGUUUUCACAACUUCUUUCAGGGAGUGCUCAGUUACUGCUUUGUAGAGCAAAGCAAGUCUUGAAGCAUUAGCUCUGCAUAUUGGCUUUGAACGCUACCCAUCCAUGAAUUUGCUAAGGCUGAUCUUGCUUGCUGGUCAAGAGUUAUUAUAGGAACACAGGAUGUGAUCCAAUAGUUUCACCUUGUGAAGCCAUCAUUUUGUUCCCAGCGCAAGAAGGUUGGAUACUAUCCAUAUGACGCAGUCUUAUUCCAGAUCAGGCUAUUUGUUGGGCAUGUGUUUCACAUUCUCUUCUACCUGAUUUUUUUAAAAAAUGUUAAAAAUAAAAGCAAAUAAAUUGGAAUUUCCACGGAUUGAACCCUGGCCCUUUUGCAGUCCUUCUCCAAUGUGAACUUCAGCCAGGAGAGGUCAUUUUCUACAUCAGUGCCACUUCCUUCUGACCUUGGUUGGGCCACCUGCAUUCUGUGUUGUUUUAUUGUUUGUUUGUUUUAAAAAACUUGCUCUAUCUCUAAAUGGUACUAUAAAAUGUUAGCUAGCAGAACCUUUUCUGACCUAUGAAAGCAUUCCUGAGUGUUACAAAAUUAAUAUUCUUCUGCUUAGUUUCUAAAGAUAUUAGCAGUGCAAACUUUCAAGUCUGCUGUAUUCGCCUUCAGGGUAGGAACUAUUCGGGGUGCAAGUUGGAACAGUAGUACUGCGUGUUGCUGAUUUUGUUGGUGGUGGAUUUCAAAGAAAUGUCCACCCCUGAUUUUUUAUUUCUUCUGUGCUGGUUGUAUAAAGAACUGUUCCAGUUGAGUGUGAGGUUUUAGGGAUAGCUGCUUUUGUGCUUCAUUUUCUUCUUCCAGCUUAUAUUGGGAUAUCGGAAUAUCUGAACUGAAAUGAAUUGUCACUGCUUGAGGACUGAAGAACUAUCUAUUUGUUUGUAUUCUUAAAUCUAGGUUAACCAUAGGAGUUGUAACAUUAUGAAAUGCAUAAAAUUACUGUUUUUUGCUAGGUGAGCGUGGUCCAAGACUCAGUGAAUAUAUCAGGACAGUCCAGUACAAACACACUAAAGGUACCUGAAUGCCGGCUAGCAGAAGAUCUAGGAAAUCUCUGGGAAACAACAAGAUUUACAGAUUGUAGCUUUUAUGUAGGUGGAGAAGAGUUCAAAGCUCAUAAAUCUGUUCUUGCAGGUACCUGCUCCUUCUGUAUUUAUAAUUUGUUUGAUAAAAUUAUUUCGACCUUGGUAUGGUACUAAUGCUUUUGUCUCUUGCGACAGCUCGUUCACCUGUUUUUAAUGCAAUGUUUGAACAUGAAAUGGAGGAAAGCAAAAAGGUGAGUGAAUGUUAUCGUCAUAUGAUUUGUAAAGGAGGGUUUGUUUGUUUUUACAGAAAACUGUAAGCUUUUGGUGUAGAUCAAGAAUGCAGUAGCUGGGUAACUGGGUUAGGUUAACUGAUUUUAAAAAAACACCUUACAAUUAGCUUAAAAGGUGAUUGAGAUUUUAAUUGAACAUUGUUUAAAAUGGCAAUUAUUUAUAGUGCAGAAAAACUAUGGGCAAUAGUUCCACAUUAGAUGGGGCAUUUUGCCUUCAUGCUCUCCCGGGGGCAGGGGGUGGGCUGCAUUUUUAACAAGACUAAUGCAUGGCACAAGAUGGCCUAGCUGCUCCUGAUACGGUCAUUGUUACCAAACAAAUUGAGGGGCAAAGGAUAUAGUUGUGAGGAUUUAAUAUUGAGAAGCAUUUAAAUAAAACUGGCAUUUCAUUCAAAUUGGACCUUACCCUCAGAAAUGGAAAUGGAGGGAGUAAUUGUAUGAGAAGCAUAGAAUUAACAUGCCUGACCCUUAAGAUUAGAAGAGUUAGACAGAUUCCAUCCAUUUCAGCAAGUGCAGUUUUAUGGUUCAGCAUGCUCUAGAAACCUGUCUGAAAUGUAUGUAGAGACCCAUGGAACUAAGAUGUUAAGAGUAAGAGUCUCCGAUUUUUAACUUUCGAGUAGGAUUUGAAUGUGCCCACCACUUAGAAUAGGAUUCCAAGCAACUACAGCAGGAGCUAAAUAUCUCUUGUCACGUUACAUCAGGACACUUUGGAUAUGAAAUAGUAAGCUAUUAGGAAUUACACAGUGUAGAUGGCUUGUAAUAUUUUAAGUCGGAACCAUGACAAGUUUUUUCUGUUUCACCUAACAGAAUCGUGUAGAAAUAAAUGAUGUAGACCCUGACGUUUUUAAAGAGAUGAUGAGGUUCAUUUAUACCGGGAAAGCUCCAAACCUUGACAAAAUGGCCGACAGCUUGUUGGCAGCAGCAGACAAAGUAAGUAAUUGCCUAUACAAGGGCUUUAUAGGUCAUUUGAAUGAAACCCAAAAAGUGUUUCUUUUGGGAGAUUUUUAUAUAGUUAAGAAAAGCACAGUAAGGAACUGGAUUAUUAGCAGUAGAAAUAUAUUAGAAGACAUAAGAUCCUAUGUAGUUUAGCUAAGUGCUUCCUCUCAGGUGUUCUGGGUGUCUUUAGAAAGAACUUGAGGAACAGCUGCCUUUGUAUGCUGUUGUGUGAAUUGAAUGGAUUUGUUUACGAAGAGUAAAUAUGCAAAGACAAGUGAUAGAGGACUAAUUCAGGCCUGUUUCCCCUUACGCUGUGUCCAGACAUUAUCACGGUGUCACUGAUACAGAGGGGGAGCUUCAGAUGUUGUUUAAAGCUUAAGAUGACAGCAGCAGGCUUUUUAUAGCUAAUAGUGGGCAAAUUGUAUUUAAGCUGUAUAUAUACAUAGGUCCUCUUCAGAUACAGCCGCUGGGUAACAUAACCAGCCGGCACAGUCCCAUUCCACCUCACACAGCCACUGAAUGUGUGUUUGAAGGGAGUCUGUGUAUUUCCUUACAUUAACACAGUUGGCAAUUCUUUGAGGGGCCAAUUACUUCACAGUUACUAGAAAGUAGAUACCUAUUAGAAAUGUCUGCUUUUUAGAUUAAGGUAGGAAAGAACAAAUGUGAACAACAACGGGCUUUCCCCCUCUUCCUUUAGUAUGCACUGGAACGGCUAAAGAUCAUGUGUGAAGAAGCUCUGUGUAGUAACCUCUCAGUAGAAAAUGUUGCAGACAUCCUCAUCCUCGCAGAUUUGCACAGUGCAGAGCAGUUGAAAGCACAAGCAAUAGAGUUUAUUAACAGGUAUGUAAUUGACUUCCUUUCUUUAAAAAGAAUUUGCAUCCUGUGAAGUGAAAUCUCCUGAAAAAUUAAUAUCUGGAUAUUCUCUCAUGCCACAGGUGCAGUGUUCUUAGGCAACUUGGUUGUAAAGAUGCGAAAAACUGGAACAGCAAGUACGUACUGGCUACGCUUCAAAGCCGUCUGUAAACAGUGUGUGGUAUUUGGCACAAGUCCUGUAAUCAGAGUAGACCUAUCAAAGCUAAUAGAUGUGACUAAGGGUCAUUAAUUGGCUAUACUCUGAGUAAAACGUGGUUGAAUACAACCCAAUCAGUUUUUGUUGUCUCGAUCUUAAAUUCUAUCAUAGCAGAAUAAACAAUGUAUACCAAAAACAAAUAAUUAGAAUACCAGUGUCCAUAUAGAUUUGUUCCCAACUUCCUCUUGCGAAAGAAAUGAAGCCACUUUCUGUUACCAACUUUUUCCUGUAUCUCCAUUUUCUGUAGACUUAAGCAGAGUUGAAACUGAGACUAUGGGUGGAAUUCCAGGUCACACUCUUCUGAUUGUUCCAUCAGCGCAAGCAUUUCUGCUUGCCAGAUGGAGCAGUCCCUCUUCUCCUCCCCCCGCCCCAAAUGUGUUCUUCUGGGGGUUUUCCUCAUUCCCUAGAGCAAAUUUGGGGGAGGGGGGGAACCAUGUUUCAAUAAUGGGAGCCCUUCCCCCUGGCUUCUGCUAGCACACUUGAGCUGGUUGAAUCCGGGCCAGCAAUUCUUUCCUUGUGCAUAGGGCACUGAAAUUGACAGAGAAUAUCUUCCACUGUUCUCAUACCACAAGUGCAGCAUCUUAAGUAACAGAAGAUAUUCUUGUAAUGUCCAUCUGGAACAGUAUAGGGCCUGUGCUGAAACCUUAAACAAGCUUCCAAUGUUGAUCCAGGACUUGAAGAUCUGAAAGACAGCUUUUGUAGUCAUGGUCAAACUUAAUCAUGUGAUUCAGAGAAGGCAAUGUUGGACUGACUACAAAUUUUUAAAUUCUGCUUUGGUAGCAGGGUGGCUGGGGUGACCCAACGGGAUGGGUGGGGUACAAAUAACAAAAAUUUGGCUUAAAAUUGAAAAACAAGUUUGCUGCAGAUUCUCCAAAAGCUAGAUUGUCCUUUGCAGCCAAGUGCACAGCUGAAAAAAUUAUCCUUAAUAAUACAAUGCUAUGCAUGUUUACUCAGAAGCAACUCCCAUUGAGUUAAUGGGGCUUGCUUCCAGAAAAGUAUGCACAGUAUCACAGGUACUCUUCUAAUCCAUGGCUUAGAUAUACCAGCAAGCUGAUUUACCUGGGAGCAUGUCCCAUUGAACUUACUGUAGUAACUUCAAAGUGGACUUACAUAGGAUUGCAUUGUCUCCUGAACCUGAUUCUUGUAAUUCUUUUAUUGACAGCCAAGCCACGGACAUCAUGGAAACGGCCGGCUGGAAGUCAAUGAUCCACUCCCACCCCCACUUAGUAGCUGAGGCCUUUCGAGCGUUAGCAUCUGCACAGUGUCCACAGUUUGGCAUUCCACGCAAACGACUAAAACAGUCAUGAAAUCUUCCAUGAACUAUAGAGAAUAUAAGACUCCUCAUCCCUGUCCAGAGGGGUUUCCACAGACCAUCUGCCAGAAUUUGCUACCCCCUGUCCACAGAACAGAAAGCUUUUAAGAGUGGAUAGUAAUAUAUGGUUUAAUAAUCAGCUUUAAUUUAGACUGAUAACUCUCCAGUUCACUGAAAGGCCUUAACGUCAGUUACUCUAGUUCAUUUGUGGUUUUCUUUUUCCUUUUUCUUUUUAAAUUGUGCCUCGUCUUUUUGACUCGGCUAUGUAGGAUUGCACUAGCUCCAUAAUGCAGUAAUGCUGAUAAAUGAAGACCGUUCUUGAAAGGGAUCUUCCUUUUUUUAAAAAAAACAAAACAGAACCCAAAAUGAAGAGUAUAAUUUGGUCUUGUGGUAACUGGAAGGUUUCAACUAGCCUCUUAUUAAAAGCGCUUGAGUUGAGGGGCAGCAAGCACUCCAGUCAAAGUACUGUAUUUAGGGUGCAUCUGUCUACCUUCACAGGGUGCUGCCAGGCAUGCUGUGGCAAUAUACUACUCUGAAUAUAAUUUAUUUUUCAUUGGUUCAGGUGAGUGAGAGAAAUAUGCAAUGUCUUGGCCCAGAAAUGUAUUUUGCUAGAAUUUCUAAAUGCUUACUCCGUGAGUGUCUCCAUCAGAUGUUAAAAGAAACACACAGUAACCCUUUUUGGCCUGUGUUCCUUUACGAUUCGUUGCUAUUUAACAUUUACAUUGUACUGAACCAGAGCGAAAGCUAGUAUGGAGAGAGAACAAGUGAUAUAUGCUGGGGAAGAAGUGGUUAUUUCUCACAUGGGAUACAUGGAAGGUCAAGGAUGCAUAAGAAUGACCAAAUGUAAAUUUCAGAAAUGGGCCAAAUUAUGGAUUCUCAGUAUGCACUUUUAAUGUGUAACUUUUGUAUGUUGUCUGGUACAUAUAUAUUUUGGUUUUGAUAAAUAUGGUACAGCAAUUGUGGCCUAACUUUUGAAAUACAUUAAGAUGCCCACAGCCACAUGGGAUUUAGUUUUGUUACUGCAAACAAGGAAAGCAUGACUUUAGAGAUGUUGAUUCAAAGUGACUAUCUCAAGUGUUCAUGUUAGAAUCCAUUCUAUUUUCACACUUUGGGCAGGCUUAGCUAUGUUCCUUUAGUGUGUGUAUGCACAAGCCUGUUCACACUAGUGGAAGUUGCACAUACACACACUUAACAGGAAGAAUAGGAGUCUGAAACGUCAGUAUUUAUAAGCACUGACUUGCUGUUUUUAGCAUUUGCUAUUGUACUAGCAUUGUGGAUGGUAUUGAAAUUCUGCAUAAUGUGAAAAGGAUAUAACAACCUGUAAACUGCUUGUAAAGGGCCAGUUUUUCUAUACAAACCUUCGCUUUAAUGCCACCACUUCCAGUGUUUUUGCUAGCUUUGUUUACAGUUGGGAAGAUUUGUCUGCAGCAGUGCACAUUUGUAAACGCUUCUUGAAUGAUUGACAGUGAAUUUUACUUUAAACCUGGUGAUGUGCUAGAUCUGUUGCGUGGUAAAAGUUGUAUUUAACCAUAGGAAAAGGGAAUUGCUCUGAAUUUUUAACUAAAUAUUUUAAUUGACCCGUUUGAUUCACAUGUGUACUCUAUUAAGGUUUGUUUACCUUCUCAAAAAGUGCCUCCUUUCUGUUUUCAGUGAGGAGCAUUGACAUGUUUAAAGUUCUCGAGCAUGUUUAUUAAUUUGAGUAAACAUUUAUUAAAGAACAGUCGGGGGCAAGCAGAGUGCUCCCAAGCCAGCACAGUGCUAAAAUGUGAAACUUACCCACCUUCUGGCUAAACUCACUCUUUAGGGUGACUUGAAUGCAGUAUUUGAAUUAUCAUCCUUCAGGCACAGUUAAAUGCCAUUUUAAUUGCACUCCUGGUGGUUUCAGUGGGCCUCAAUAUUACUCAGUGAACCAAACCGAUACAGAGAUGCAUCAUAGAUUUUAACAUUUAUUGGCAGUUUCUCCUAAUCCAAACUAAGGUCUUGUAGGUGUUUUAUCAGGUAAGCUGUGUCCCUCCAUUGCAGAGAAACUUCUGCUGCAGUGUAAGAAAUUAUCAUAAUGAGCAGCCUCGCAAUGUGAAAGUUGCAGCUAUAAUAUACAGAGUGACUUGACUAUUUAAUACCAUAAUUGUCCAUUUCAGCUUAUUCAGAAGCUGCUAGAUAGAGCAAUCAGAUGGAAGAUCUUAAGCAUUUUGUUUACAAGUUUUUAAAAAGCAUAAUAGCACACUUUGUACCAAAAAAUAAUAAUUAAAACACUGUGCUGUAAGAAUUUCUACAACUCUAUGAAAAGUCCACUUGUCAAAUUAACAAAUUUAUGUCACAUGGUACACUUAGCAGCCAAUCAUGAUAACUGAUAUACACGCAGGUCCCACUAUGGAACACUGUUUAUCUGGAAUUUCAGUUAUCUGUACACAAAGAAUUAUACCCAAACCUCACUACACAAAUGGCUGAUUCAGAUAUCGGAACAGCCAGCGUUUACCCACUUCCUUACUUGUUUGUGGUUUGCUGGUCUGCAGCAGCCAUUUCAGGCAGACAGGGAGAUCAGACAAAUCAUGGAUUAGAAAUGUUCCCAUAGGAAACAUUGGAAACCAUCAGCUUGUUAUGUGAACACUUGCCUAUCAAACGAUUUCCUGGAAAUGCAUUGUGUUCUGAAAGUAGGAGCUGUGUGUAUAUUGUUCCAUACAUUUGCUAUUAAAAAUACACAAAAAGGGUUAAACAAAUCCUCAUCCUGCCCCCUGCCCCCCUUUAGUGAACCACAUGCAGUGUUUUCACUCUUCCGAUAGUGCUGGCAAGAACAAUUUUCUCUGUCUUGCUGCAGUCUGAUUACAUUUCCUCUUGUUCCAUAUGAAAAAAUCCUGAUUGGAACUAGACUUCUCUUUCCAGAGAAGAGAUCUAAAGUCCAUUAGAGGUUCUCAGUGGGAAAAGGUGAGAAAGGUGAUUUUCACUUCCUUCCUCCUUCAGCCCCAGCGCUCCAUCUUCCAGCUGUCCUGCAGGGUCACCUGACCCCAUAGAGCAGCUUUGGGGGGGAUGCAUGGGGCUAGGAGCAGGGGAAAAUUGGUAGCAAUCACCCCUUCCUCCACUGGAGGGCCCUGUUGAUUUGGUUCAGCUUAUUGAUAGCCUUGAUCCUCCCCCUAGUGCUGCAGGAGAAAAGGUCUGUUUGCACAUGCUUUUUAUUGCUGAAUACUUGACAUUUGGUGAGAAUAGUAACAGUCUACUCAUUGGGAUUUUCAGCACAGUUACCCAAGUGCCAUGUUUGGCUUGCCAACUCUGUCCCUUCAAUACCCACUGGCCAUCACCAUCAACCCCCGCCCCCCAAGGGAGCACCCUGCAUGUGUUGUGUAAUGGUAUGUGAGUUUUUAACAAAGAUUUAUUUUUCAGAAAAACAGGACUCUGUUGCUGUUAAAAGUGGCAGAGGUUUCACUUAAUUGAAGUAUGAGACAAUGUACUUCAGUGAAGGAAACUUCAGUAACCCAUCCAGAUUUCGACAGUCCAUUUACUGCAUGCUGAAGUAUGAAUGCAUAGUGCCUUUUUGAAAUAUAAUGGGAUGAAUUUGUUUUUGAAAAUUCUUGGAAAAGGUAUAGAGGAGUACUGAUGUAUGAUGAAUACAUGAAUGCAGAAUAGAGUGGGUAUAUGUACGACAGUUUGUCUAUCUUCAGAAGCUACAGAUGCAAAAUAUUUUUCAGACGUCUAUUUUCUCUGUGCUCAGUAAACUCUGAAUUCUAAAAUGAGGUUAUUGAUAGAAGAAAGGCUUAAGAUGAUUUGUGUUGGGGUUGUGUGUGUUUUUUGUUGGCAUGGUUUCAUUAUUUAAGUAUGGAAUUUCAAUGAGUUUUUGAUGACAUCUGCCUUCUAAGAGUAACACAGAGUACAGUAUCUGUGUUUGUCCCCUUAUGAAGAGGCUGUUCCUUCAAGGUCAAGUCUAAAUAAUUGUGCUAGUAAAGUUCCUAUAGAAAUUGCGAGGUUAAACAGUGGGAGAUGCUUUGUUUUUAGGCUAUAACAUAUGAUUUUUUAAACCAAUUGAUGUUUGUCCCAAGUUUUAAUUCUUAUUGGCUGGGUUGGUUGGAUUUUCUUACCACUUCCUACAAACUGUUAGGUACUGGUUUGUUUUACAACACAAGUACCUUGAAUUGCUUGCUUCCUGCUUGCAGCAAAUGGACUUCCCCUGAAAUGGACACUCAUUAUUUUUGCCAGUGUUUGCUGUGGUUUGCGUUAAUCAUACUCUGUAAUCUAGUUAAUCCUGGAUUUUGAUAUGUCAGAAUGAAGGUUUCUCUUUAGUUCUGUUUUAGAAUCUAAACAUUGGAAGGACUUUAAACCUGGGUCUUAGCUGGGAGUUAUUCACAUUACCUAUCAUGUUAAACACUUGCAUCAAACCAUCCAGCCUUUUAUAUCCGCCUGAUGUUAACAGUGAAAUACUUUUUGUACCUUGUUGCUGAAAAUAUUUUUGCAUUUCAGGACAUCAAGUUACAAUAAAGUUGUUACUUAUACAGAAAUCUUCUGUGUACCUUGUUGUCUUUGAGACACUGACUUUGCUACGUUUCCCUUGACAUAUAGCAACGUCAACGAUGAUCACAACGUUGUUCACUGUCUUGACAAUUUUUUUAUUCAGAAAUCAAUAGAAAACAGAUCACUUUGUAUACACUGGUUUACAACUUCACACACACACACUAUAUUAAUGCUGAUUUUAGAGAAGGACAUAGGCUGCCACAUUGUAGGAAGUGUCAUAAAGAAUCAUAUUCAAAAUUUGGAGUGGCAUCUAUGGGUACAUCUGCACUGAGAGCUAGGGCACUGACCGCUUCCUACUGAAUUUUCACUUGAAGAAACCUUUCAUAGCCAAUAGAAGGUUAUUUCAGAUCUCAUUUUGGGGGUUACAGUUGGGAAGGGGAGAGUUGUGGCAUGUGCGCUGCCCACAGUAAUAUCUCUGGUCUGUCUGCAAUACAUUUUACUAACUAAUUUGCCAGUUUGCAAAUGUUGGAAGAUAAAAACAGGUAUUUGUCAUCCGUGACGUCCAGGUCAGACUACUGUAAUGAGCUCCAAAGCACAUCCCAUUGAAGAUGACUUGGAAACUUUAGGUGGUACAAAAUGUUGCUGUCCAUCUAUGGAAUGAAAUGAGCUGGUGAGAAUAUAUUACUAUGUUUUCAAGCCACCAGCAUAGGUUGCCAGUUUGGGGCCUGAUUUCAAAUCCCGACUUUUGAUCUACCUAGAGCAGGGCUUUCUCUGUUGUGGCACCUGAGCUACAGAAUUCUCUCCCUAGAAAAUCAUGUUUUGCCUUCUUUUCCUGGCCUCUUUUAAAAUACUUUGGCAGGUCUUUGGCAGAAAUCACAUUUGUUAACUUUGACCAUUUUUACACUUGUUGGCAAUGAGUUGGAGCCAGACCUGUUAUCCUACAAAUAGAAGGACUCUUUCUGCUAGCAGAAAUGUCUUGAAUCUAGCAGAAGCUCCCAUGAACUGGGUGCCCCCUCAGGCAGACAAGGAAGUGAUAUAUGCCACACCCCACAACCCAUUGAAGCAUAUUUUUCUUUUUGGGAAGGGAAACAAGGUAUUUGCAAGAGUUUACUGGAAUUCUGUUCUGUGCCACUCUGGAUAUUAGUCCUUGUAUUACUAAGACUUUUUCAGUAUUCUUGUUUUAGUUUCACAAAAAUGCAAAACGUUUAGUGAUGAUUUAUAAGUAUUGUUUAUAUCAUACUCUGCAGGAUCUCUAGGUAUUUUCACCACACAAGUACUUUGAUUGCUUACUUCCAACUUAAGAGAUGCCUUGGCUGUUUAAUUGCUUCGUUAUUAAAAGCGUCUGCUCCGAACCAAUAGUUUAAGAGGCAGAUAUUCAUAACAGAACUAUCUGCAUUUCAAACUAUUGGUUUGAAGCAGAUGGUUAGCAAUUUGAAUUCCAGUCAGCAUAUUAGCACAAAACUUUUCAGCGACGGUCAUCCUGGGGUAGAUGGCUUCACCCAAAGUGUAGGCAAAGGACUGAAGAGGGAAGGGAGUAUUGUGAAAUAAUGGCUUGAAAAAUAAAACUGCUCCCUUUCCAAAGCAGGCUGGGUUGUGAGGUACUGCAAAGAUUGAUGCCCAGUUUGGGACUGAGUCCCUCCGCUUCCCAGCAGCACUUCAUCCCAUAUUGUUUAGGAGGCCAUAUUGUUUAGAAGGUGAGUUUUUGAAAAUGUAUUUUUAUAUAACUCUGGAUUUCUAGCCAUAGUUCACCAAAGGCUUAUGUCACGAAUCAAGCUAUGUAUCCAGUUUAAGGGUAAUAAGUAAUGUCAGUCAUGCUGAAUAGACAUACUGAAAUCUGAACUUCAAUAAAUGGGAUAACCCCCAAAGUUUUUCUUAAAACUUCUUUGUCAAUAACCUUCAACCCGGGGGGCGGGAGGGAACACUCUGGUCAGGUCUGGUUAAUUUGAAAGCAAAACAUUUAAGAGGCCGUAAACUGUACUAUUUGUUGGAGGGUGAGGUGGGAAGUGGGUGUGGAUAGAAAAAAUGCUCUCCAGUCACUUAGAUAUUAAUAGCAGACUCCUACUUUUGACAAGCUGACAGAAUUAGAGAAUUGAAACUUGAUGAAUCUUAAUGUUUUCUGUCAUGUAGCUCAAUUUCCCCAAAUUAUUUCUCCAAUUAGUUCUAGUCUUUUGUGAAGGAAUGUCUAAUGAUAAUUAAUACAUUCUUUUCUAUUUGCAUAUUCAAGCUCGAGCAUGUCUAAAACAUGCAGGUUUGUUGUGAGGGCAAGUCAGAAUUUCUGCAGAGGUAAAGAAAUGUCAUAAAUACACACUACACGGAUGAGCCCCCCAGAUUUUAAAGUACAACCUUUUCCCCUUCCUAAAGCACAGAAUCUUAAUUAGCAUACUUUAACUAGAUCCUGUUAAGUGAGCUAGACAUCAGUCUCCAUUUCUCUAUACAGGCAUCCCCCCACUUAUGCGGGCUUAUGUUCCGGGUGCUGCACACGUAAGUGAAAUUGUGUAAAAAAAACCCCCACUAAAUGCCUAUUUUCCCCUGCUCUCCAUCUCUCUCCCGCUCUCCAAUCCAGACCAAAAUAUCUAGAGUUGAAGCUCUGGGACCAUCUAGAAGCUAACAGAAAGCACCUGCUGCUGCUGUGCUGCCCAGCACGUCAGCUGUUAGGCGGGGAAGCUGAGCAGCCUAAAUAAAGUCCCGAUGCAGCUCAGAUUUCUUUGAGACUUCCUCUGCCCACACUGACAUCCUCUUCGGGCUCCGGAGAAGGUCUCCUCACAAACCACAAGGACUCUCCAGCUCUCUUCCACCAUUUCCUGGUAUGAUUCUAUUUGUUUCUCGGCACCAUGCAUAAAUGUUGUUUAGUUGUUUAGUCGUGUCCGACUCUUUGUGACCCCAUGGACCAGAGCACGCCAGGCACUCGUGUCUUCCACUGCCUCCCGCAGUUUGGUCAAACUCAUGCUGGUAGCUUCGAGAACACUGUCCAACCAUCUCGUCCUCUGUUGUCUCCUUCUCCUUGUGCCCUCAAGUGAUCAUGGAGCCCAAGAAAGUAAAAUCUCUCACUGCCUCCCCCUAUGCACAUCAGGGGAACCCGCAUAAGCCUGCCCAGCCCCCAUUCCUCUAAGUCGAAAAGGACCCAUACGUUGGCAGUCACUUAUCAAUUGGACAUGCCUGAAAUGGUCGCUGCCUGUAGCAGAAUUUGUAGGAUCCCUAAAGGGAGCAGUGUUUCUUGACAAGAAGCAGAGCCAAACUUCCUCACCCAGGCUGAGGUGACGUUCAAGCACUUUUAGAGGUAUGAUUAAAAGGCAACAGAUUGUCAAUUACAGAGUUAUGUUGUUGUCACUAUUAAGGGGUGUUCUUUGGAUGGAUGGAUGGAUGGAUGGAUUAUUUAUUUAUUUAUUUUCCUUGGGUGUUUAUGAUACAUAUUGCUACCUGGUCCCACCAGCUUCAACAGUAGAAGUCUGAAACUUAUCACGAUGGUAGCAUUUUGCCAGUAUAUACAUAAUACUUAUUUAAUUAUUUAAAUAAUUCCUUUAUUUAUUUAUUUAUUUAUUUAUAAACUCGCAAGCAGUUCACAACCUAAUUUAAAGCAUUAAAUAAAGCUUUACAAAAUAAAUAUUGCAUACAAAGGUCAAAUAUAAAUGACAUAUUUAAAGCAGCACAGUUAACAGUAAAACAAAAAUAUUAUCUUAAAUUUAAAAGCAUUGCGGGUACAAUAAACUCCCCUCAAAACAGCCUCGUUCAUGAUAAAAUAAAAUAACAGUGACACAAGCUUCACCCACACUUUCCACAUAUAGUAGGCUUAAAAUCUGCAUCCCUUGUUUGCGGCUUUCACAAAGCAAUUUACUCCACAUCACUGUGAAAAGCUGUUUACUUGUGUGUGUGUGUGUGUCAUCAUUCUAGAUGUGCAGCUGCAGGAUGUGAAAAGUCCAUCACAUGGUGAUAGUCACUGUAUGGGGUGAAUUGACACGUGACUAUAUCACGCAAAACAAGCCCCAGCUUAGCAGGGCCUAGAGUGGGGAACUCCUUUCAACCUUGACCAUUGGCUAAGGUGACUGAGGUUGAUGGGAAUUGAGAAUCCAACAUCUGGAGGGCUUCAGGUUCUCCUCCUCAUUGCACCCUUGACACCUUUUCACUCUGGGCUGUAUUGAAAUAUUCUCAAGUGUUUGAAACACAGUUUGAGAGAGUUCCUUCUUGCCACAGAUAUCUAAUCGGUCCGUGGUACUUUGACUAGGUCUUUUGAACAGAGAAAAAACUUCUCACGCCAGAUGUUGGCUUGAAGAUGGAUAGGCAGCUAAUUUUAAAAAUAAAAACUUAUUCUAGACAAAUAUUGGAGAGACCUUUAUACUCUUGCACUGCAUUUAUAACACAUCCUAUUUAAUAUAGAUUUAUUACAUUUUCUUUUUUAUAUGGAAGACCAAAAAAAAAGAGAGGAUAUGGCUUGUGAGUGGACAGGGAAAGUAAUAACUUCCAUCUGCCCGAAGUGGCCUUUGAUUCAGGAAUCUGCCAACAAUAGGAGUGUUAUCAGCUUUAUUUGGACAGACUUUGCCAUUACCUGACAAAGGGAGCAAUUAUGAGAGCCAAUGUGAGCAAUUUUGCUAAUGCUACCUGACUUCAUGCUUCUAAACAGAGCAAUAAUCAAAUUUAUUUGUGAUGUGUGUUGAGGAGAAUGCAAAUGGAACACUCCACUGAACACUUGUGAACUGUAAAUAGAGCAUGAAAUCACUUUUGCACAGUAAUUCUAAAAAAUCAACACUCUACCCCCCCAAUCCCUCCCCCCACUUUUUGCAAUAUGAGUUUUGCUGUGAGAAUGUAAAAUUAGGUACAGUACAAUCUGUGACUGGACUAGGCAUUUAGGAAAUGGGGUGUAAGUUUAACAAGGAGAAAAGAUCAAGUAGAAAGUCCUUUUUGCACAAAAAUGCCCCAGCUGUGUUCAGCAUAGAAAGUUUAUUGACCUUAAGUCCUAUUGAAACAAUGGACUAAUAAUGCACAAAAUAAUGGACUAAAUAAUGACUGAGUUAUCUCACUGGUUUCAGUGGGAUAUACGGUGACCACCUUUUCUAUGGAGUGAGGUCCAUGGUUUACAGACUGCAGGUUGAUGGACAUGCAUUUUUAUUUUGGUGGGAGGGAUCAUGCUGUGGAAGGUUGCAUGUACGCACACACAUAAUUUUGUAUCCCAAAGCUGACCUAUAGCAGGCACCCCCAAACUCAGCCCUCUAGAUGUUUUGGGACUACAAUUCCCAUCAUCCCUGGCCACUGGUCCUGUUAGCUAGGGAUGAUGGGAGUUUUAGUCCCAAAACAGCUGAAGGGCCGAUUUUGGGGGUGCCUGGUCUACAGCUAUUUGUGUUUACAAUUAUGUGGCUGAAAGCCAUGUUGUGUUACAAACCUUGUUAUUUGGCAUUGUAAAUGCAGUAGGGAGACCUCAAACUUCUGAGUUGCCUCAUUCUUCCCCCCCCCCCCCGCAAAUGCCUCUCUCCUCUCCUCACAAGCCUCGCCCCUCUAUUUUUUUCUUUUCUAAUAAACUAAAUCAAACUAAAGGAAUUCCCAGCACUCAAGAGGGGAUGGGGGUAGAGAGAUGGGGGGGGGGAAUCUUUGCAAUUUCCCCAGCACUCUCCAUUCACAGUGAUUUGGGGGGAGGGAUGUUGAAGUAAAAUUAAACAGAGGUGCUCUUUGUAUGAGUUGUGAUUCUCUUCUGAGUUUUGGUUGUGAAAGCAGGGUGUAAGCAGUGCAAUUAGACUCUUGGGGUGGCCUGCUUCUUUCCCAAUCUAUUCUUUGUCCUAAUACACAAUUUAAAAACAUUGCCCUCUUCCCCUACCUCACAGAGGGUACUUCCACGAAGGUGGAGGGUGGUGGUGAGAAAAAACGUUUUUUGUAACUAAGUUAUCUUUUUAAUAGGGAAGGUACCCAGGGGCAUCUCACUCAUGUUCCCAUUUUUCAAACUGAUAGCCCCUAAAAAGAGGGAUUCUGAUUUCUAUUUUCCAAGAGACCAGUUGUACCUGUCUUUUGGGAAAUUGUCACACUUUGCCCCCUCAGAAGAGGCAACCAUGCUAGCAACUUGCAUCCAAUUCUGACAGAAAAUAAAAAAGUUAAGGAUUUCUUAUUGGAAAAUUUAGCCUGAAAAUUAGUGGGCUUAAUCCACUUGAGGGGUUCCUUUGCCUGAAAAUUUCAUCCACUUGUGAAAAAAGUUGGCCAUUUUUAGACUUCACAUUAUUAUCAAUGGGUACGAAGCAGAACUUCAGAUUUAACACAGAUCAUAUCUGGACCUCAAUGUCAAUUUAAUUGGGAUAACUGAGUGGCUCUAAAACAGAUUGCUCUGCUUCCAAUGGAUACAAGGUUAAUAUUUUUGUCAUUGCAUACCCCUAGUAUAUGUCUAAGCCCACCUCUCUCUCUGCCCAUUGCUUUUAUGAACUCCAGUCAAACAAUAUUCUCCCAUCCCACUUUGUGUGAUACCUUUUCUACCAUGGAAAAUUUUGCUGCUCUUCCGGCAGCCAUCAUUAAAGCUGAAUUUGGCUGAAUUUGGUCCCUUUUAUUGAUUGCAGUGCCUAUCAAGUGUCUUUAUCUCACAAUUUGCUAAGUUAUCCAAACCUGUAUAAAUAAUCAGUAGUUUGAAUAGCUAAUCAAGCAUGAUAAUCACAAAGGUGCAAAUGUGUGCUUGGAGGAUAUUUCUUUCAUUUAGUGUGUUCCUUCUGUCGUGAAACGGAAUGUAUUUUUCCAGUACUCCGUACAUUGUGCUUUCAUAUUCUGCAGCAGAUUAAAAUGUCAAUCAUCUUUUCCCUAGUUCAUAUAGUGUGUCCUCUAAGCCUCAGGGAAGGGGCGCGCAUGUCUAGGUUUGCUUCUGCCCCACCAAUAAAAAGAGCCGUGUGGAAUGAAAUAUGUGUGAGGCGGCACAGCGAGAUGUCAAAUUUGUCCCGAAAUAAUGAGUUAGCGCCAAAUGCUAAUUAAAUAUUGAUGAAAGUCAUACUUUCAAUUAUCUUCAUUAUGGCCUGAUGUUUUAUGUAGACAUUAAGGGCUUGGAGUAGGAGCUCAUAUUGUAAUUAGUUGUGCUGUACAGAAGCACAAGGUAUUUUUCUUCUGGGACGAACUGAGGGCUGGGCUGAAAGCGAAGAGGCACAUUUUGCAAUAAUGCUCAGCGCUGUCAGAUUUCAGCAUUUGGUGGCAUUUUUAAAAGUUAGUCAUAGUCAGAUCAUUUGUAUACCCCAUUUUCCACAGAUUUGUGCUCAAAGCAGAUUACAACACCUAACAAUUAAAACUGUUGCAGCACUAACAGUUCAACAAUGAACAAUUUUCAUAUAUAUGUAUAUGAAAAUUAAGGGAGUAUGAAGCUUACCAACAGGUCUUUUAAUAUCCCAAUGGAGCCCUAAAUCUAGUGAGAGCCUUUUCUCCGUUCAGAAGGAAGACCUAGCCCAACUACCUACCUGAUUAGGUAUCUGUGGCAAGAAGGAACUCUCUCAAACUGUAUUUCAAACACUUGAUGAUAUUUCAAUACAGCCCAUAAUCGGGGCGCUUCCAGAUGACCUGUUUGUUGAGCAUUCCUCCUGAUUUGUUUGUAGAGCCAUUUGAUGAUGUUGCACCAAAGCAAGUAUUAACCUACACAGCAUUUCUCCAUCAAAAAGUCCAGUUUGUUGCUCAAGAUCUCCCAGUGAACUAUAAUUGUGCAACCUGAAAUUGCUAGCCCAUGAGUGAAUACCACCCCAAAACCAGCCACAGUCUGGAAGCACCCCUUAGACUCAAAAGUCUGGAACGCAUUUCACAGGCAUUCUUGCGAUUGUUCCCUUAUGACAGUUCCUACAGCAAGAGGGAGCCGCCAUUUCUCUCACUUUCUCAACCCUGACGAAAGGAGACAAAGGUACUUACCCAUUUAUAAUGAGGCAAACCGAAUCCAGGGACACUUUUCUACUCAUUCUUGAGCUUGGGAAUGUAGCGUAGCGAUGUCCGCACAUUCAGCACAUGGCCUCCAAUGGGCUGGGAUAAGUAUUCCCGGGAAGAACCUCCCACAGUAGUUGCCAAAGCAAGAUUGCGGAGAUAAUGAUGACAAACAAGUACUACAGUUAUCUUUAAAAAUGAAACGGGCAAGCAUUUGUCACACGUAACUCUGUUACAAAGACAAUGAGACAUGUGUUUAAAUAGUAUGCCCUACUUUGAUAGAUGAGAUCAAGGAGAGUUUGAAAGAAGCCACUCUAGGCUCCAGGGAAUCCCAUCCUUGGCAGAGGUGAGGAGGCAGGAGACACAAAAGCAAGCAUUUUCUGUGGCAGCACCCCAUUUUCAGGGAACAUGUGGAUUUGCCCCCACAGCUGAGUCAUUGAAAUGACAUUGAAGACUUCUUUUUAAACUCAAGCCCUUAAGUUGACAAUAGAACCAGCGCUGUGGUCUAAACCACUGAGCCUCUUGGGCUUGCCGAUCGUAAGGUCAGCGGUUCGAAUCCCCGCGAUGGAGUGAGCUCCUGUUGCUCUGUCCCAGCUCCUGCCAACCUAGCAGUUCGAAAGCACACCGGUGAAAGUAGAUAAAUAGGUACCGCUGUGGCUGGAAGGUAAAUGGCGUUUCUGUGCGCUCUGGUUUCCGUCACGGUGAUCUGUUGCGCCAGAAGCGGUUUAGUCAUGCUGGCCACAUAACCCGGAAAGCUGUCUGUGGACAAAUGCCAGCUCCCUUGGCCUGAAAGCAAGAUGAGCGCAGCAACCCCAUAGUCACCUUUGACUGGACUUAACUGACCAGGGGUCCUUUACCUUUACUUUUACCUUUGUUCUAUUAAAUAAUUGUUAUGAUCUGAACUAUUUUAAAGGUUGUACACAAUCACAUCGUUGCAAGGCAUCCUGUGUCCUUAAGGGGGGAUGAGUGGGGUAAAAAACUUACAAAUAAAGAAAAAUAAAACCACUUACAGAAAUGGUUCAAAAAUAUUUUAGGUCCAUCCCAGGCUAAGAAGGAUUUUUUAGUAUGUGAAGAUGCCCUGUCUGAAUCAGUCCAUUAUGCCCAGUAUCAGUGAUAGUGACUCUCUGUGGUUGUGACAUUCUUAAGUGGAGCUGCUUUAUAUCACUUGGAGAAUUGCGAUAAUUAUUAGUACUACUUUUUAUGCAGAACAAUGAAAUGCUUGAAGUGACCCUAAGAAUAGAUACAGUAUGGUGCUUGUGGUUAGGUGAAAGAGAAAACGGGAUUACAGAAUACUACCAGCAAUUGUUAGACUCUCAACAGUGGAAGCUCUGAAUAGGUUGAGUGAGCGCAUCUCAUGAUGAGUUUGGGUUUCAUCCUGCCUCACGGGAGACAAACCUCUGAAGCCCUGAUCCCAAAGAUUCAAUGAUCCUAAAAAUUAAGGCAAAUCAGCUGAAGGGUAAUAAUACAAAGUAAAAGGGAGGAGGGACUUGAGUGCCAGCUGCUGUGAGGGCAAUUUCAACACUCAUAAUGGUUCCCUGCCCCCUCUUCGCUGUUAAAACUCCAACUUCGGAAUUCUGCCAUCCCACCAGGGGGAAAGAAAGCCUCAGACUAUGAGAAAGGGAUCUGAAUAUCCAGAGGCGAAAGCAGGCGGAAUUAAUGAUAGAAUAAUAUUCCAAGGGCUGUUUAAUUAAACCACUUUUGUUAAUAAUGCAGUGCAGAGGAUCUGUGUUAUGUAAUUAAAGAUAGUACAUUGGUAAAUGAUAACUAUGCAAAUCCAAGUCAUAAAAUUUAAAUGUGAUUGGUGUUAAACUUAAUGCAAGAGGGAACAGAAAGCCAAGUGAAAUGAGAUUCCGAGUUAUUUCUUCCAACUAUAAAUGUUAAUCAAAAUUUAGCAACAGGAUGUGAUGAGUGUUGGUUAAAUAUCAAGUGUUUUAACUAUAAUUUAAAAUAUCAACUUAGUAUUAGUUUGCUUUGGUCACCAUUUUCUUACACAGAGUCAUUGGCUUGCAUGUUCCCUGACAGUUGUCAACAUUUUGCUGGCUACCACAUUUCACGGUAAUUCACUGGCAAUGAAUAGUCUCACCUAUCUAUAUGAGGUUCUUCACUGUGUCUUAAUAUGCUCCUUUUUAAAGCAGUGUGGAAAGACACUGACAAACCGCAUCAGGAGCAACUUUAAAAAUAAAAAAUAAAGGCUCCCAUCUGCACUAUGCACUUAAAGCAGUACACCAGCACUUUAAAAAGUUGUUACUUCUCCCCAGGAUUUAUGGGAAUCGUAGUUUAUUAAGGCUGCUGAGAAUAAUUAGGAGACCCCUACUCCCCUAACAGACCUACAAUUCUCAGAGUUCCCUGUGAAAAGGGAUUGACUGUUAAACCAUUCGGAUUGUUCUUACUAAAAACAUGCCAGUGCUGCUUUUGAGUGUGAGGUUCAAUGGGGGGAAAAUGCAUACACAAAAUGCAUUGAAAAUUCUGCGCUGGUGCAUAGAGGGUAGAGCAAGCUUAUUUUCUCCUGCUCUACAGACCCAAAGUAAUGAAUUCAAGUUGUAAGAAAGGAGAGUUCAACCACCAGGAAGAGCUUUCUCACAGUAGUAGCUGUUGGACAGUGGAACGGGCUCCCUUCGAAGGUUUUACUCUCUCCUUCUUUGGAGAUUUUUAAGCAGAUGUUGGAUGGCCAUCUGUCAUGGAUGCUUUAGUUGAGAUUCCUGGAUUGAAGGGGGUUGGACUAAUGACCUUCGGGACCCUUCCAACCUUACAAUUCUAUGAUUCUGUAAUUCUAUGUUUGCCCUCCUCCUUUCACAAUCAGGGGUCUUCCAAUGAAGCUGAAUGCUGGAAGGUUCAGGACAGACAGAAGGAAGUAGUUCAUGCAGGGUAUGCUCAUGAGAUGUUGGCCACCAACUUGGAGAAUUUGAGGAUUAGGCAAAUUCAGGGAGGAUAAUGCUAUCAAUUGCUAUCAGGAUAUUGCCUCCAGUAUCAAGAGGCAGUAGGGAGAUCAUGAGUGGCAGACUUACUGCUUGUGUGCUUCCCAUAUGGAUGCUGUGAGCAAGGGAGGACUUUGGCAGUCUUUUGUAAUAUGGCGCCCUGUGCGAGGUCAAAAUUUGAUACCCCAAAAUGGAUUUCUCGGUCAUGAAUCUUCUCAAUUUUGGGUCCCCUCGGCUCAGCACCUUGUGUCAGGGAACUGCUGAACUAGAUAGGCCUCCAGGCCGACCUCAAAAAGGGGCAGGGUGGGGGCAGAAUGUGGCAAAGGCAGAAUGAGGGAAUCCUCACUUGUGUGCGUCUUGGUGGUGUGCACAGUGGCCCGGAACAGAACCUCUGUGUAAGUGGGAACUCCCCUGUGUGUACCAGCAGGACUUGUCUUAUGCUAUGACAUAUUCUUAGCUGGCCAUGAACUCUGAAGCAUCUUUUCUUCCAAGACCAGUCAAAACCCAAGUCUGAGAAUCUUCUGGAGGAAGAAAUGAAAUGCAGAAAUGUGCUUUCCCUGAAGGUGGCUGUGAAAGUUUUAAAUCCAGCAGUGAAAGCGAUAAAGAAAGUGCUUGCUGUGUAAACACUCGAAUAUACCCUGGUUCUGCAGAUCAUAAUUGCUGACAACUAUAGCAAACAUAGUCUCAAAGAGGGUUUUCCCUGAGUGCUCGCUAAGCAACUAAGCCAAGGAUGGGGAUUCUCUCACUCGCUAAGUGUUGUGAGACUCCAGCUCCCAUCAGCCCCAGCCAGCAUGGCCAAUGAAUAGGUACGAUGGUAAUUGUAGUCCAACAUUAUCAGGAAGGCCACAGGCUACCAAUUUUUGUGCUAAAUUGUUCUCAUUUUAGCAUGCUGUCGGUUAAUUUCUUUACAUGUUUCUCUUCCUCCACACUUCCUGCUUCAAAUAAAAUCUCAGAGGAACUACAAAUAGCCCCCCCUCCCCAUCUCUUCUGUUCUAAAUACCUGAUUUCCAAUCUGAAACCAAUUACAACAUAUCACCUUUCAGGGAGAUCACCGACUUAUGUGGAAUUGCUAAGAUAAGGUAACCAAAGCUUAAUUGCCUUUACUUAUGAUGAAAGAACGAGUGCUGUCUUGUGGCUAGGAGCGAAGCGAGAGAAUGUGUGUGCAGUAUAAAUUGGAUUUGCAUCUAAGGUUAUCAAAUUGGGAGUAAAAGCCACAAGGACAAAUGAGGAGACUUGAAUUGAGGAC